GAUCAACUGAGCUGCCAAUCUACAUUGCUGUACUUUCUCAGGGGUUCUAACUAGGAGUCGCACUAGUCCAUCUGUACGCAUUGUUCAGGAGACUGAGGGAGGAACAGACGUGUUUUCACAGUCAGCCUGAAGGGGUGAUCACACCGCACAAGCUAUAGCAGCCUUGCUGGCACAGUCAGCCAUACAUUACACACAGGGACAGUGGGGAAGGAACAUCUCUCCUGUGUGACCAGGAACACGUGUAGGGAAAAGCAGGUCUGGACAUUCCAAUCACCCCCCUCGCAGCCCUGAUCACAGAGAUACUUUGUUUCACUCUGCUGGAAGGAGAUAAACAAGUGUUCUACAGAGGGAACGCAGAGACUGCUUUUUUAUCCGGUGGGAAUUCUUCCAGCAACAAGUGAGGGACCCGAGCAAGGAGACCUGGGAUCGUUUGGCCCCCAUUGCAACUUUUCCCCUGUCUUAUUUGUGAACCCCCAAGAAAGCCUGUUUUUAGGGGAAUAAUGAGGAACGUUUUGAUACUCCUUACCUGUGGCUUGUUCGCCUUGGUGUCCGGGGAAACGGUGAGUGUGUUGAUACACACAGCGUUAUUUACCUAGAGCUGGACUAACAUACGGCUCCUUUAAUUAACUCUUUUAAUAAAUACAGCAAGCAGGGUGACUGUGUAUGGGAAGCAGUCCUGUAAUGUGGAUUUUACAUAAUAGGUCGCUGGUGGUGAGGGUAUUAAGAUUGGACAGUUUGUACUCCAGUACACGUUACCUUAUAAGACAUUCUUUACUGGGCAGGAUAUUCAGAUAUCAAAAAUAUAAUAAUAAUAAAAUUAAUAAUAUUAUUUAAAAUUAUUUUUUUGGGGUGGAGGGGGGGUUAAUGGUCCUGAUUUAGAAAGUGGGGGGGGGGGAAGUAUUUUAUUUAUCCCAAAUAUAAUUCCCUUAAAAGGGUGCAUGCGGAUGCAUUGAAUAAGCUUUUUUUAAUGCUAUCUAGAGUGAUCAUAUAGAAAUGUUAUAGUGGUGGGCACAUAUAAACCAUGCAUUCACCAUUGGUGACCUAGCACCAGUGUUAGGGCACAUGUGUUUAUUGUUCUAAGGAUAUAAAUUAAAGGGACAGUGUGGACAGUAAUGUGGCUGUGUAAAAAAAAAACAAUAAAUCCUGACACUUCACUUAUUUCCUGAGGGGGUCUGGCUGGAAAAAGCUUCAGAUGAAUAACUGCAAAAAAAAGCUAAUGCCUUUGUAACUCUGAUCGUUAUCUUAUGAAUACUGCUAUCCAGGAAACAAUAGCAAUAAUUAGGCUUCUUGAGAUUUUUUUUUGGGGGGGAGGGGGGCUUGCUAAAUGCUCACUCUCUAGAACAAUGUAUAUUUAAAAUGUAAUUAGCAGUGAUCUCCUUAUCUGAUUGAAAUUGGAGUUUAAAUGUAGAUUAUUUGUCUGUAACCAAGGCCAGUACACGGUGACAUGCUGCAAUUGAAGGCAGCCACAGUGACUGGGAAAUGAGCCGCAAUCACCAUUUAAAGUUUAUUUUGGGACAUUAUGUUGCUUGCCAGCAGAGUGUGUUGUUUGGGCAGCGGACAUUUGGUUAAAUGCUCUAAAUGUGUGAGCGCUAUAGCAGUAGUUAUACACGGGUCCUUUUUCUGGUUACAAAGUAUAUGUAUUUGUUAAUGUAUUAGUUUUCUGUUGUUCUGGCAUUUUUCCAAAGAGCAACACUGAAUAUAUAUUAUUGAUUAUUUCAGUAAUGUAUCAUAACAUAAAUAAAUAUAUAUAUAAAAUGUAAUGUUUGUUUUAUUUUUUUGUAAGAAUUGCAUGGCAUUCAGCUAGUUAAAUCUGAAAGGGAAUCUGAAUGUUAUGGAAUGGAUUGAGAGCACAUCCUGUUUCCUUUAAGCAGGCAGACGUUGAGUAAGGAAUGUGGCAGAGAUUGCAAAGGGGGGCACUGCUGUGGUGAAGGAUUUUCUAUCCCCUGUAUUAUGAAGUAUAUGGCAGGGGCCAUUUUAGGAGACAGCAAGUUUUUUUUUUUUUUCCUCUACCCUUCUUCCUGUUAAUUGCUUAAAGAAAAUAUUGCCCCCCACCUCAGCAGUGUUUAUGAUAUUCAAUGUUUUCUCUCCCUCCCCCACUUCCUGCUCUUCUGCCAAGCUUUAUUCAUUGCAUCCCCCCUUUGACAGAAAGUACCAGCAGAGUGUUAAAAGCUGGGAAGUUUUCUGAGGUCCAUUGCAUUUUCAACACCUUAAGGACCCCCCCCCCAUGGGGACAUAUUCUACAUUGAGGUGUACUGUGUAAGACAUUGAGUUUGAUAUAUUUAGUUUGCUAAAAUUCUUGACUUUGAAGUAGCAUACACAUUGUAGCACUAACAUUUCACAAGCAUUGACCAUUUUUGUUUGUGUAUUUUCCCACUUUUGGAGUGUGGUAGUGAUACCAGUGAGGGAUGCAAAUGUUUGUUUUUAUGUUAUGGUAAAUAAAAGGUUGAAAUCUAAUUAGAAACGACUACAGUGGAUCAUUGUUUUUUAUUUCAUCAUUUCAUAAGGGCAACAAUAAUCUGAAUUGUAUAUGGGUUUAUAAAAAAAAAAAUGAUAUUUAGGAAUAGACAUUACAACAGCAAGAUUAUAAUAGUUUCUGCAGACUUAAUAAAGGGGGGUAGUCACAAACAAUUCCAUUAGUUUAAUAAAGAAGAUAUCACAAGAUAUUACUAUAACCUGUUUAAAUCUGAAAAGUAUAAACAAAGUUUAUUUACUUUAAAAAAAUUGUAUAUAUUUUAUUUUUUAUGCUGGGAUGAUAUGCCUUGAACUAUACUAAUGCUCAAAUGUGCAGAAAACACACGUUUAUUUGGGAUAAAGUACCUUUUUUGACAAGUUAUAAAUCUGAUUAUUAGUAAGCGAACUGUACAUAGUAACCUACUUUACGUUUUUCUACCUGCAAAAAAUAACAGAUGCACAGUGUUUGCUUAACGUCUUUUGAACAUUUUGUCUUCACCACCUGUUUGUGUUGCUGUUGUCUGUGUCUCCAGGCAAAAAACAAGCCAUUACUCCCCCUCCACCCCCUCAAUGUCCUAAUCUUAAAACCAGUAUGUCAGAAGUCAAGUAAAAUAAAGGUGAAGUGGCUAAAUUGGUGUGUGUGUUAGUAAAAUAUUUUACAGUAACCAGAGAGAGUAGGGGAUGUUUUUUUUGCCCAUAGACAUCUGUAUGCUCUCUAAUUGCGGAUGAGAUUACUACGGACUGUCCACCCCAGAUUUUCUUUGAUUCCUACACCGAUGAGUAUAACAUCAAUAUAUCAUAAAGGGAAUUUUAAACAAAAAUUGUCCCUGACAUAGCAGUUUCGCAGUUCUACAAUCUCCCAGAAUUCCUUGUCAGAUGCAAAUAAGCAUAGACCGUGUUGAAGCUCUCUUCAGAGUUCCAGUCCUCAUUCCUGUAGGUUCUGUUCACAAUGACCUGAUGUUCUUUGCUUCACCUUUUUAUGCCACUGUGUGGCAUUACAGCAUGUACCUGUGCCUUUUACUGGACAUUCCUUUUUAAAUAUGGAAAUUGCAAACACUAUUGAGAUUUUUAGUUGCAAUAAUAGUAAUGAUGAUUAUCAUGCAGCACAUGGAUAGCCAGAAAGUUUAAGCUUCACUUUAAUUUUCAAGUCAGUCCUGAGUCUCAGUGUUAUUGCUGCUCAUCUUAAUAUUUUUUACUCAUUUCAAAAUGCGUAGGACAAAAAAAUAGUAUAUAUAAAGUAUUUCUAAAAUAUCCUGUGCAUUCUCCCAUCAGUUCUAACAGAAUAAGUUACAUUAUGGUCAUACAAGUGUGCAACCUCUUCAAAGGAUAUUUUCCUCCUCUUUAACUUGGAUUCCGUCUACAAAUUGUCAUAGAAAUGUUUAUGAUAUAUUGUUUAUUGUAUGGAUUGAAUCUAUCUUGGGAGAGAGAACUUAAUUAUACUGACUUAGUGGGAUGCCAUUAUUGCAUUAUCUAUAUGAAUUUCUCUUCAAACUUAAUUCUUUUCUAUAAACCCAUACACUGUUAUUUUGUGCUAUAUCUUGGUAAAAUAAGUGUAAAACUCUAUGUGUACAAACUUGGGUUAUAAGGGACACGUCAUGGACUAUGUUUUCAAUUACUGCAAUAUCACAAGACACUUUCUUGUUCCUUCCUUUUUUUUCUUCUCGAUUUCAAUAUUCUUGUAGACAUGGAUACUGGUUAUAUUUUGCCACAACAGAGCAUUCCUUGGUUUCUUACAAUGUGAUCCUGGGGUGAAUGAGGACUGCUGGCUUAAACGUAGUCCUAAAAAGGACAAGAUGAAUGGAUGCGUCCACCUGACGUCUUGGAUAAGCAGCUAAGAUUUUUUUUUUUUGCCUUCUCUCUUCAGAAUGCAGUUCCCAAGUGAGCCUGCAGUGACUCAUAAAUGAAAACAGACUGUAUGGGAAACUAUACACUAAUAAAAUCGGGACAUUCCGUGAUGGGGGAAAAAUAAAAAUAAAACUUUUUAACACAUUCUGGAAGCAAUUGAAUUAAGGGAAAAAAAAAAAACCUGAAUAUGCAUCAGCUGAUUUGUUAUCCUAUUUCCACCUUCCUUUUCUGGUAUUCAUGGGUGGAUUUGCUUGAAGUUCUAGCUGUGCCUCCACAUGAGAUGAAGACAAAUAAUUCAUAUAGGCUUUGUUGAUAUUGUCUAAUCGAUAGGUUAAAUUGAGAACCAUUAGGCCUGCUCCAUUCAUGUGGGUGAAUGUAAGUUGUCUGGAUUCUGUAUAGGAAUAUGGUUGUUUUUCCCAUUGAUGCCCUUCCUGUUGUGUUUUUUUGGUAUCCUACCUCCUCUGGAUUGUAAGCUCGUUUGAACAUGGUUCUCAUCAACCUAUUCCUGUAACAUUUGUAAUUGUCUUAUUUAUUGUUAAAUUUCCCCCUUUAUAUCGAUGUAAAACGCUGCGGAAUAAGAUAAAUACUAAUAAUAAUAAUUUAACAUGUGGUUCGUAUGUUAGUAAUCCAGUUGGGAGGGAAGCUCAUGAGGCCAUAUAUGGCAUAUAAGUCACACAAUGAGGCCAAGAAAAACAUGUCUUGGUAUUUAUCUAGGUGGCUGAAUACUGGGGGAUGGUGUAUUCCAGCUGGGUAUAACUGAGAUAACAAAAUGUGUGAUGGGGGUUCUGGUUGUUUUAAGAGGAAGCAUUGUCUGUUUCACUGGAGUAAUCAGAGCUUUGAAGCAUAUUGUACGCUUUAUUAGGAAAUCUUUCCCUGGUCCCAGGGCUUCAAAACAUUCAAAAGAAUAGCUGCUCUGUUAAAUGAUGUGCAAAAGCUCUUCUCAUCUGUUUAUUUCUCUAAAGUAAAAUGGUAGUCAGCAGUGGUGGAAUUGCGCAGUUUAACAGUCUGCGUUUUGUAGUAUAAUGCGCACACCACUGGCAUUUACAGGGUUAAGACAAAUAGCUCAGUUUCAGUAUUUUUAGUAUUCAGCAUCUCUUUCUGUGCCUAUAACAACCACUGUUGCGAGCAAAAGCACACUUGUGCGCAAACAUGUCUGCAUUAUAAACACAUACGGCUUGCGUGUUAACACGAUGUGCGGCUUUUAAGUAUCUCUGUACUGGAUGACAGGUGAAUUAAGGUCAGGUAACAGGGCCAGCUAAGUGGACUGCUAUUCCCACUAUGCUUCACCAAACAAAGCUGAAUUAUUAAUAGUCUUAACACAGCUGUAACUCAACUGCUGCUCCCAUCAUAUUACCUCUGACCGAGACAGAGCCAUGUCGUCGCCAUGUCGUCAUUGUGCUUUACCACUGUUUGGUGAAACUGCCUGUUCAUGCAGAAAAUAGUCUCCCGAUAUUAUCCUUUUUUAUAUGUAUAAUUUGCAUUUAACUAUAUAAUGGGAGUUGUACUACUUGAUGUCUUUAUAGAUCUUCAACAGAGGCUAAUGGCAGAGGGCCUUCUUAAAUCUUUUUCAGAAAGCAUUGUUGUCAUUGUCAACUUAAAAUUUCAAACCUGUUUUGUGUCUUAUCUACGAUUCUAUUACCUUUAGGUUGUUAGCACACAUGUCCUCUAGCUAAGCACUUUGUAUAAAACCACUGCAAAUUACUCAAUCAUAUAGUUUCCAUGCAGUGUCCUCUGUUCAUUUUGUGUCUGUAUUUGUUUGGAUUAAUUGUAUCAUUGUUUGUCUGUAUUCCCCAAAUGUACACUGCUCCAGAAUAUGUUGGCGCUAUAUAAAUAAUACUCUGUAGUGCUUUAGAAUAUUAAAAGUUCAAAUGAAAGUAUGAGUAAUUACUACUUCUUUUUUGUGUUAGAUGUAUGUUCAAACACAAAUUCAACCUUUUAUGUAUUUGUACUGAGCUACUAUUUAAUGAUUGGAGCUUGCCGGCCGGAUCCCCUACUCCUUUAGUAUCAGUGUGUUUGAUAAUAUAUUCUUCUGUCUGUAAGCCUACCUAUGUUCUUUUUGCUUAAUUUGUAAACUGCUUUGGAUUAGAGAAGAUAAAAUAAUGAAAAUGUCCUUUAUUUAAAGGGGACCUAUCAUCCCCCAAACAACCUAUGCUCAUUAGAUUGAGCAUAAUAUUUUAUCUAUACAUUGUGCUAGCAGUCAAUGCCUCGUUGAGUCUAGGAAUGGAGUGACAUCACUAUGUUGCAACGUCAGCACUCUGACAAUGAAGCCAGCGUGCCAACAUCAACAUUGUGCCAAGCAGGGCAAAUCAAAUUAGGCUGUGGGGGGAGAGCAGGCCGAGCGGGGGAGGCACAGAGGUAAAAAAUUAGCAAAUCUUUCUAUUUUACAUUGAAUACACCAUGUAUCUUUGUGUUAUAUGGUGUAUUCAAUAUACAUGGGAUCAAUUUAAGGUAAGUUCAUUUUUUUUUUUCAUAACAGGUUCACUAUAAAUAAUGUUUUUCUAUUCAGUCUUCUGGUAUCAUCCCUUUAAUGCUACGUCAGCUUUUCACAAUAUAAAUUGAGUUAAAUCACACUCUUUUAGCAAUACUAGCGAAUUACACCUCCCAGACAUGGAGGUAUCAUCAAGGUGGAGAUUUCAUUCUGGCAUAUUUUGCAAUAACUUCCCAAAACUCCCAUCCAGAUACCAUGGUAUGGACAUUCCCAUUGACAAGAUCAUGAAUGGGGGCAGUGUUCACCUGAUGGCAAGGAGUCAAAUACAUAUUGCUUGGAGUGACCAUUAUUAAAGGACUACGAAAGGCACUCCGACCACUUCAACUCAAUGCAGUAGUCAGUUUCAUUUUACUUUUCAAUUUAAAGCAUUUCAAUUUAAUAAAUACAAAAUUCAGGGUGCGCAAUAACUACCAAUACACAGUGAAUUAUACUUAUAACAGCAAAUUCCUGAUGGUACAUUUGAUAAACCUCUGAUCACCCUGAAAAACAGAGAUGUUCACAAAGCAUAAUACUGUUUUGUAAUGCAGAACUGAUAAUAAACAGAGGUAAUGGGUCACUCACACUUUGCAGAGCCACAUAUAGCAGACUAUAACUCUGGCUGUGUUGGCUUUUCAAUAAAUGAAGCUGUUUUGAUGCAGAACCUCUAACUCCUUAUCCCACUCUUAAUAACUUAUGUCUCGCUAUCUAAAGGUGAUCACGUCUCCAUGUCACCCUUUUUUUCCAAGGUGUAAAUAUCACUUUUAAUGUUUAGUCCUCCCCCCUAUUUUUUUUUAAUAUACUAUUUAUUUUUAUUUCCAACGCAUAAGGAUCUAGAAUUACAUUUUGAGUGAAGAAGAGCAGUUUAUUAUUUCAACACAUCCUGAAAAAAGGUUUUCAAAGGGAACUUUUGUGAUGAAGUAUGAGGUCAGCUUUGAUAAACAUUCCCUGAAAACCUCUGUCUGUAAACACAUUCUUUGAGUACAAGAGCACCUCUAUUUUAGAAACACACAUGAGAAGCCCUGUAUGAACAGAUGUUUUAAAAUUCCUUUUCAACAGCGCUGUCUGCAGUAAUAUUUCCAACAUGUUUUUUUUUUUGCAUUCAGUCUUGAAAGCAGGAAAGGAUUUUUUUUUCCCUUUUAAAUUAAAAAAAAAAAACAAAAAAAAAAAACUUGCAUUUGAAAUAAAGAAGCAAUGCCAAAUCCAUUUUUGAUGUGAAAUCUCAGCUGUUGUCAUUUAUUUAUAAAAUGCCAAUGUUUUCUGCAAUGUGUGUACAAUAACUAAACUUAAAAUGAUGAAUUAAAUAAAGCACAUAUGGCAAAAUGUGAUGAUGGCCCUUGUCAAAAUAACUGUUUAAAUUGCAGUGGAUUUGCUUGGAACCAAAUUAGCAGAGCGACUCGUGCGUUAAUGAUUUUGGCCCUAAAUAAUUAGAAUUUAUCCAAUUAUAAUAAAUACCUUUUCACCCCAGCAAUGCCUGUAGACUGUAUGAAUAAAGUAACGCAUCACUCAGAGUUAUUACCAUAAGUAAGAAUCGCUGGGAAUUCAAAGUGGAUGUAACAUUUCAGGCCAAAGAAGUCAAACUGGAAGCAUAACUGAUUUGGAGAAUUUUUCCUAUUUGGUUGCUUUGGUCUUAAAUGUAAAAAUUCACUUUGAAUUACUGGUAAUUUCUCACUUUAGUGAAUAGACUUGUGGAUCUUACUUUGUCACACUGACAUGGCACUAAUGUACCUGGUUGGUGCAUUCACAACAAGACUUGGUAGUGCGUUAUGCAUUUUUUUUUAUUUUUAUUUAAGGGACCUGAGGAGUCCAGGUCCCUUUCAUUCUUGGAAAUGCAGUUUCGCUUAUUGUUAUAGGAGUUCUUGUGACCGCUCUGCCUUUUUAACAGCAUUAUUGUGGCCGUGAGUCGCAUAGCAGCUCUGUUUAACAACACAUAAUAAUCUAAACACAGCAUUCCUUUGGCCAUCACACUAUGUAUAGACCAAGGUAUUAUUUAAAACUGUAACUAAUUAGCCUGACCACCACAGACUGAUCACCAUUCCUUUCCGUGUAACUUUUAUAUUUAGCAAUGAAGCAGAAACUGUAGAGUAAAAUGUUAAAGGACCACUAUAGUGCCAGGAAAACAUACUAGUUUUCCUGGCACUAUAGUGUCCUGAGGGUGCCCCCACCCUCAGGGUCCCCCUCCCGCCCGGCUCUGGAAGGGGGAACGGGGUAAAAACUUACCUUUUUCCAGCGCUGGGCGGGGAGCUCUCCUCCUCCGAUCCUCCUCUUCUCCUCCCAUGCGGCUGAAUCCGCACACGCGGCAAGAGUUGCGCGCGCAUUCAGCCGGUCACAUAGGAAAGCAUUAUCACUAGAGGAAUUGGGGGAAGACUUAACCCAUUCAUAAACAUAGCAGUUUCUCUGAAACUACUAUGUUUAUAAAAGAAUGGGUUAAGCCUAGCUGGACCUGGCACCCAGACCACUUCAUUAAGCUGAAGUGGUCUGGGUGCCUAGAGUGGUCCUUUAACUUGGGACAUUUGCAAAAUUACGGUUAUUUUAAUGCAUUAUAUAAAGUUUCUUUUGUUUUCUUUUCCCUAUUCUUUUUUAAUAGAUCUACAUAUACUAUUUAAGUGUACUUGACAUUUUUUUCCGCUUUUUAGAACAAGCAACUUAAAAUUUACAACUUUCCUUUGUCUCUAACAUUGAAAAACACUCUGUUUGGUCUAUUUACUCCAUGUCAUUACUGUGGAAAUGUAAACUUAAAAAAAAAAAAAGUUAAAAAAAAAAGUUAAAAUGUGAGAACUUUAACCCAUUAAGGACACAUGACACGUGUGGCAUGUCAUGAUUCCCUUUUAUUCCAGAAGUUUGGUGGUUAAGGGGUUAAAGGAACUCUAUAGUAGUCAAAACAACUUUAGCUUAAUUAAGCCGUUUUAGUGUAUAGAUCGUGCCCUGCAGUCUCAAUGCCCAAUUCUCUGCCAUUUAGGAGUUAAAUCAGAUUUGUUUCUGUUUAUGCAGCCCUAGACAUACCUCCCCCUGGAUGUGACUCACACAGCCUGCAUGAAAAACUGGUUAAUUUUCAAUCCGAUAUUAACUUGCUUUACAAGUUAUCAUCUCCUGAACUUUAAUUACACAAAAAAGACUCCAGUAGGGUUUAGAAGACUAUUAGCAGAGCAGGAGAUAAGAAAUCCUAAAUUAAACAGAAUGUGUAAUAAAGGAAGUUUAAACAUUAGAUCUCUUUUUACAGGAAGUUUUUAAGAAGGCUGUGUAAGUCACAUGCAGGGAGGUGUGACUAAGGCUAUAUAAACAAAGUGAUUUAUCUCCUAAAUAGCAGAUAAUUAAAGGGACAUUAGACAUUAUAGGCACCCAGACCACUUCAUCUCUUUGAAGUGAUCUGGUGCAGUCUCCCUGUCCCCUUAACCCUGCAAUGUAAAACAAUGCAGUUUUACAGUGUUAGGAUUGCCUCUAGGGGCUGUGUGCCAGAUCAUCGCUAGAGUGGGCUACCUACUGUUUCACUGACUUUAACUAGUGAACCUUUAUGCAGUGAGACUGCAGGGAUUUUUACACCAAAAUUGCUUCAUUAAGUGAAUGUUGUUUUGAUGCCUAUAGUGUCCCUUUAAGUAACAGUUGUGGAUUAUGUUGUCCUAAGCUAUAUCUGUCAGGCCAGAUAUAGGCCUUUCCCAUGUUAUAGAGUUUUAGAGGAUGUUUGACAUCAUCAUUCAAAGCACCUGGUAGCAUUGUAAUAUAAACAUUGCAGUUUCUCUAAAACUGUCCCGACACUGCGCCAAGACCACUUUAAUGAGAUAAAGUGGCCUGGGUGCCUAUAGUGUCCCUUUAAAGACAGUGAGAAUAUACAUUGUGAACACACAGUUGAUAAAUUAACUGUCACACAUAGCACGAGUCAUGUAUUAAUGUUUACAUCUACAUUCUGGUUAAAAAGAUUUAUGAAGAUUUUGAGAUGCAAACAAUUUGCAUCACUGUUUAAAGGCAUUGUGCACAGAACAACAACACAAGUUCUAUUUUGCCUCAAUCUUGCCCUGCAUACCCCAUAUAGUCUUGGUUAUUAUUAUUAUUAUUAUUAUUGAGAGCAAAGCAUUCUAGGACGGAUUACAGGAAGGUGCAGGAUUCUGAGCCAGAGAUCAUAGAAUUCCUGAUUCAGUUUACUUGUUUCAAUAUUUACAAAUCUAUAUAUUUGCUAGAUGUUUGGCUAUCAUAGGGAACUUAUAUAUUCCUUAGAGUAUUAAAAAGUGACUCAUGUUAUGCAUAACAAUUUUUAUUUUUUUUUAUUGUAUUUUUUUUGACAAGAUCAUGAGACACCAGGAUAAUAUAGUUUCAUCAUCUUCAUUUUUUAACAUUUUUUUUUUAUUUAUUUUUUGUGAAAUUUAUUUCCCUAAAACAAACCUUCCUGCCAACAGACAACACUGAUAAUUUAAAAUAUUCAUUCAAGUAAUCUUUUAUAUUCAAUUUUAUUUGCAGUACAUUUGGUCAUGUUGGCAGGUACAACGUUUGAAAAAUCAAGCCGAUUGUAAAUUUACUGCAUUAAUGAAAUUAUAAAUCUGUAGAAAAAAAAAAUAUUGAUCUGCAGUUAGAAAUGUUUUUUUUUUUUUUUUUAUUGAGCUUGAAAUGACAAAGUACAGCAUAAACACAGUUAUUGUAGAGGGAAGAAGGGCAGACUAUCAAAGUUCUAUUCCAGAUUUACUGUUGAUUGACUGGGUUGCAAGUGGACAUAGUUUCUAUAGUUCCGAAGGAACGUCAGUCUCGUCAGUUUAUAUGUUAUUAAUUACUUUAUCUUUUUCUACCCAUGAUAUUUAAUGCAUGUAAUGUAUUUUUACCCUUUUUCUAUGAACCAUUUAUCACACCUAAAGUUCAUCGCAGGCUUUUUUAUUUUUUAUUUUAAUUUGUUGAUAUGUUUUGCUCAGUGUUUUUUGUGAUGCUCUGCCUUAUUUUUUUUUUAUUUUUUUUUUUAUCUGUGUAUUUGUUCCUUCCCUGAAUGACAAAUAAACAGUUACAGUUUGUUAUAAUGAUGUUGCUCUGGCUCAUUGAGGUGGUUUUAGUGGCUGUGUCGUUCAUGUAAGUUGGUUGGACUUUCAUCUUACAUAUACUUAAUAUAAGUAGUAGGAUUCACUUUUUUUAAAAAAAAAACUUUUUUUUUUAUUAUAUUUUCCUAAUUGUUCAGCUGACACACUUAUUAUGCAUGAUGAUUACAUCUAGUAGAAAAGAAUGAAAAAAGCAAACAUAUAUUGAACAUUUGGUAUGUUGAACAUUUAUACCAUCCUGUGACCGUCCCCAGAUUGUGGAUGUAUUUGCACCUGAAAUAUUGGGCAUACUAAGUCCUCGGAAUCGUUUAUUUAGAAAACCUGUUUGAUUGCCCAACAGUAUAUUUUUUAUGUAAUAUUUCUCUUUCAUUAUUCCAUAGUUUUUUGUUGUUGUUGGUUUUUUUUCUAUCACAAAGGUCUUAUUAUUAGAAGAGUAUUUUGUCCCUUCCCUACUGGAAUUGGUAAUGCGAGUAUAUUUUUUAUUUGAUUUUAAUAGCACCAACCUUUUAUAUUGCUUGAUUUUGGAGCGUUAACCAAUCUUUUAGAGAGUGUGGUUAUCCCAAUUUUUAAUUAUAGGCAUUUUUUCCUCACUUACAAGUAAGUGUUUAAAAUAACUAUCACACUGUUUUGCACUAUUGAUUGAGUGUGGUAAAAUUGAACUUUCCUUAGACUUGUGUGAACCUGGCCCUCAUAGCCUCUUUACGGUUAUGGUUUAGCAAGUUUGUCUGUUUUGUGACCACUGUGUAUUGUUGCAGAAUGUGUUGAUGCUUAAUAAAUACAUUGCUGAUAGUUUGCAUAGUCUUAAUUACCAUCCAAUUCCUUCAAUUGUAACUCUCGUAGCUGAGUUCUGGGUUCUUAAAUCUAGUAUUAUCUGUGUUGGAUAAACUUCAUUCCAUUGGAAUUUUGUAUUGACAUUUCUAUUAGUGUGUUUUAUUUUUGAGUUUUAAAUUUACUUAUGUGGCGGGAUGGGGUUUAAACAUCCUGCUCACUGAAACCCAAUAACCAUUUCAGUUUGUGUUUAAUAAUAAAGUGGAUUGUGUUUGGCAACAAUUUAAUUGGAUAUCCCAAGAGUGUAUGAGAGAGCUAUAUAUCAUAUACCCGUGUGUAUGUGUGUGUAUAUUUAUACACACAUGGAAAAGUAAAUACAAUUAUAUAGAUGUAUAUGUCUAUUUAUACCACAUUCAUCUCUCUUCUACAGAAUUUCAUUUUUAUUUCAUCACAAUUGUCAUUGUUUUGCUAAAGGCUUUCGAUUUUUUACCAAGUCUUGUAUAGUUUUGUGCCUUAAGUUUCACAGUGAAUUGUUUUAAUGUACCAUUAAUGCAGUGUUUAUGAAAUUCUUCAAGCCUGCAGCUUUCUUAUGAAUAUUUCAUAAACUAUAUAAUCCUACUGUCAAAAUUCUCAUAUUCUAAAACUUGCCAUGUCUGAAUACUUAUCCCUUUUAUAGUUAUGCAAUUCACACUGCAUGUCAUUCUGCUGUACUAAUUGCACUGUGGAUAAUAUUUAACUGCCAUUUGUUAAUAAAGUGUUUCAUUUGCUGAGUUACAGAACUGCUAUUGGCAGCCACCAGGUGUUCCCAGUUCUAGGAUUCUUACGUAGAAGGCCAUGAACUUGUGAAUUAUCUCUACAGAGUAAUGUUUUGGAAACUAAACUCACUGUCUGAAUAAGAGGCCAUGAACUUGUGAAUCUUCUUUACAGAUUAAUGUUUUGAAAUCUAAACUCACCACCAUUACCCUACAAUUCCUUAGCAAGUGGGACUCUGCUAAGGUUAUGGUACAAUGUGCUGACCACUUGUUAAAUACUACACAAUAGAAAGUUGGACAACACCUACAUCUUGAGUGGUUUAAUGGUUUUGUGGCAGUUUCAAGAGAUACGUGGUUACCUCAAAUUGACAUUUUAUUUUAAUAGAACCUCAAUUAAAUGGACCUUAAUCUGGUGAAAGAAUUAGUGUUUUUGGCAAAAUGCAAAUUUGCAGAGGACUGUAAACAAAGAUGGCACCAAGUGAACUUGAGAUGAUUACAACACCUUUUUUUUGUAUACAAUUUAAUAUGGUUUAUCCAUUGUUCACACUGUAUUGUAGGCCUUUGUUACAGGCUUAAGUAAGUGCACAUUUUAUUAUGUUUAAUCAGAAUGCAUAGCAGGAAAAACUACUGCUUUUUACUGUACCCCCAAAAGUACCACAUCCACCUCCUCCCUUAGGAGGUUGCCUCAUGUGGUCGCUGGUGGUUCUUGGUGAAUAGAGACUUUCUGUACGUGAAGAACAAAGAGUUUGUGAUUUGUGUGGAACUUUUUUAUUUUUACUUUUUCUUUACAUUACUUACUUUUUUAUUUAUUUUAUAAACAGGUCUACAAAUUGCUUUUAGGACUAAAAGAGUACACUUGCUUUUAGCACUAAAAGAGGACACUUGGUAGUGUUCUGUACCCCAUGUAGCAUAGUAUUAGUAAAGUGACUUACUAGAAGGGGAAAGAAACACUUUGUUAGAGAGGAAUAGUAUCCCUUAUCCCAGUAGAAUGGUAGAAUUUUGAAGCGUUGAAAAAACUGCUUCAGUACAUUUUCCACCUAUGUAUUUUGUCAUUAAUAUAGAAAAAUAUAUAAAUAUCCAUCAACCACAGGGAGCAAAGGUGAACUGCCAAUGGCUUAAUACAUAAACUCGCUAACACUGCCCCAACAAAGGGAAACUUAACUGGCUAAAGUAGAAAACAAAUGACUGCUUACGUGGCUUUAGCAGUUCAUGGAUUGUCUGUCAAACUCCAAACUCCAAUAAUUGGGAAAACUCCUCCUAUAACAUUCUUGAACUAGUGGAAUUACCUUUUUUUUUCCAGAGAAAAGACCAAAAACUCACUUUUUAUGUACUGGUUAUUGGUGAAGUAAUAAAGGGAAAGUCCUCUUUAAAGGUAGUCUGCCCUCAUUGCCGUUCCAUCACCGAGUCCACAUUCUACUUGCAGUCUGAUACUCCUUGCUGGACAUCACUCUCCCUUGAUGCAUAUACAGGCUUCAGGCGCCACGACAGCUUCAAAUUAAUGGAGUGGUCAUGGUGCUUGCACUAUUCUAUUAAUACCCGCUAUUUGGUUUGUCUAUAUCCUACUUGCAUUACCUGGACUGCGUUCAAAAUUCAGUUUCUCACAUUCACUCGGCAAACUGUUUCAUUGUACCCGUUUGAGGUUUUCUUUCAUUAAUUUGUUUUAAUAACAUUACAAAAAAGAAAAAACAAUUGCGGGAGCUGAGUGUUUUGCUGUGUGUGUGUGUCUGAAUCUCUAAACUAGAAAAAUCUACUUAACCAGUAUUACCCAGAAAGCCCAGAGUUUGCCUUGAACGGCCACUAGGGAGGGCAAGCGUGUUUUUUAGUGUUCAAAACUUUACUGCAUUUCAAUGUUUUUGUUUAUUUGCUUUUUGGUUGAAUGUAAAACUUGUAUCCUCACAAUCGUAUAUGUCAUAUAAAGCUUAGAAAAGAAACUUUGAAAACUAUUUAUUCUGGUUUAUGUGUUUGGUUUCUUUAAUUUUUCUUCUUCUAAAUCCAAUAGUUUGCCUUUUUUAUAUAUGUUCUUUUUUUUUUUUUUUACUUAUUAGAAUUAUCCAGUAACCUGGAAGUUAAAUGGAAAGAAAUCUUAUUUUAUUUUUUUAUUCAUUGUCUGAGUUUAAAUCGCUGACAAAGACCUCUUAGUAGGUCGAAACGUUGCUGCUGUUUUUUGUUCUAUUAAAACUUGAACACCGCGAGUGCCUGGAGAUUUUCUUUGUUGCCUUAAGUUCAUUUAAUUCCUUAGCCAACUCCUGGUGUAAUAAAUAAUCUUGUAUUAAAAAAAAAGUAUCAUUUAAUUUAAAGUCAUCUUAAUAGAAAUUAAAACUUACAAAUCACUACCCCUGAUAUUGUCUCUGGGUUCUGUGUGUGCGCGCAAACAAACAAAAAACUAAAAUAUUGACAUAUUAGAUAUUAAUGUAUAUUUGUACAGAUGAAGCAUAGUGGGAAUCUUCAAAUGAUUUUUCUAAAUAUUUAAAUAUCAAAAUAAAUAUGCCAUAUUGAAAAAAACAAUAAAUAUAUUUAAAAAGUUUUUAAAAUCUUAAAACAUUUGAAACCCUUAUCUAACAAUAUUACUUUGCGACCUUAGUCUGAGUUUUUGCAGAAUUAUGCCACCUUGAUCUUUUUAAAUCCACCAAGUUAAAAUGCCAAAUUAGAGGGUAAAAACACAUGAAAAGAAAAAAAUUCUGCUUUGAGUGGGAAUUUCCAUAUAGAAAUUAAAGCAAAAAGUGCGUGUUUAGCUAUUCUCAGUAUCACUCACAUUAGACUGUAUCACUCACAUUAGACUGUAAAAUGAAAACCAAGCACAUCAUUUGAGAACAUAUUUGUAUUUCUUUCAUGGAAACUUGACGCUCCAGAAGCACUACAUAUUAAUGUAGCGGUACUGGGGCAAUAAGACUGCGGUUGCAGACUCAGCAGUGUGCGCAUUGCCUUUUCUGUUACACCAAAGGUUUAGAUUAUCAGGUAACCCUUAAUUAAGUUAGAUAAAGUAUUUUACUACAUUAUAUCCUCCAGUGACCAGCCAGCAGAGAAGGGGCAACUGCUGUGAGCUUAGAGUGCCGGGUAUAUAAAAAAAAGUAGCCUGCUUUUAUUUAAUUUAAUUAAGAUGGAGGCUAAUAAUCUAAAUAUGUAGAAUAACACUUUAGAAUUUGAAAUACGUUUGCAUUCCUAACUCUAGAAUGUUCCUUUUAAUGUGUGUUUUACUUUGUGUACCUUUUGUAUUCUUUGAAUACAGACCACAUUGACAUUUACUCUUAUUCACCAAAUAAAAAGAGGCUAGGCCAAUUAGUUCACCUUUUAUUUUAGCAGUUUUUGUCGUUGACUUGUACAUUGCAGGUGCUUCUCUCUGAUUCUAGAUGCGAAGACUGUGGUCAUGAUUAGUUCUACUUAGCUUCUUACUAUAUUAUGCAGUAAUUGGCUUUCUGUGUACAGAGUAAUUACCAGUUCAAACAAUGUUUCCCUUGGAUAUAAGUCUUAUUUACUAUCGCCCUAUAUGUUGAAACUUGUCAUUGAUGGAAAAUUGCACCCCAAAAUGCUAUUUAUUAAAUAAUGUAACUUUAGUGCAAUGCUAAUAGUAAAAGUUAGGGAUGUAAAAGUUUAUUUUUUAUUUUAUUUUUUUAUGUAAUCCUAACUAUUAUGCCUUGUGAGACCAGAUAUAUUGUCCAGAUGCUAAGCUUUUCUCUAAAAAUGAAAUGAAAAAGUUUAAAGUAAUGCAUGCUGGGAUAUAUCAGACCCCAGCAUGUGAUUGGAGACCUGAUCGGCUCCCUCAUAGUGAGAAACAAGAUUGAGUCUCUCCAGCACCAUUAAAGAAAUAAAAUUUUAAAACAAUGUAGAGCCAGUAGGCCUAUUACUUCUAUGGAAGGCCUGGAGUAUGGCUUCUUAUCUUCCUACUUCUUGGUACAUACAGAGAGUUUUUCUGGGCAAAAGGUUACUUAAGAAAGUCAAAAACAAUAAAAUUGGCUCAUAGUGUGCACCAUAUUCUCAUAUAAUAAAUUUUAAGGACGACUUACCGAACGUUCGUGAGAGAUGCCAAAUGAAGAGGUCAUAAAAAAUACCUGAAACAUAUUUGAAAAAAUGCAUGUGACACCGUGAUCUUAAGAAAUAAAAAGCUUUAUUGGCAUUUAGGAGACCGGCACAUAGGAAGAACCAUGUAGAAACCUUACACGUUUCGGUACUUCGCAUUCCUUACUCAUAAGAUUCCUAUUGUGAAUAGUAACGGGUGCACACAUUUGUUUUAUGUGAACAAUAUUUGUAUAUUUUACUGUUGAGCCUGCAAAAGAAAAAAAGUAAAUGUACUGUACUUUUAUGUUUUGUUAUUACAAUAUAUCUGUAACAUAAUGUGAUCUAUAAAGUGAUAACAUGACAUAUCGCAGUUUAGGUGUUCUUUAGUGGCCAUUUAUAGGACUCCUUUAUCAAAUAGUGCACAAAAUAAUAUCCGUGUGACCUUUUUCUGAUCCAUAAUUUACUAUUUUAGUUUGAAAAUCUCUGACCAAGCAGCCUUUGCCAAGUAACUUAGAAUGGCCAGGUAUACAAUAAUGAUUGAUUUUAGUGCAGUUACUAUUUUUUUUUUUUUUUUUUUCCUUCUCACUCUAAAUGUUAAGUACCAGGUAACAAUCGUUUGCUAAAGAUUUCCUUUUGUGACUUUUGUAGUGAAAAGAAAAGCUGUUGUGAUUUUUAGAUGUCAGAUGGGCGUGCUGAGCAUUGGAAUGCUGAACAGACUUUCGGCUAUGAAAGAGGAUAAUAAUGAGGCAUUGUCAGGAUUUUUUAUUUUUUUUGCCUUCAACCCGCGACCUUCCCUACCUUCAUUCAUGCACUAGACCACAUAAGGGAAAGCUUUUUCUUGGCAAAAUAUAUUUUUAGAACAGAAUCCAAAACUUUUUGUGAAUGUACCACCUACACUUUAACACUUCAAAUUCAAGCAGAUGUCCAUUAUUCAAUUGCCCCAGAAAGGGUUAAAAUAGAUGUGUAUAAAAUGACAGUAUGUGUAUGUGUUAUAUUUUCUGUGUGUUUGCUCAAUUUAAAGGAACACAAACAUGUAUUCCUAACUCUGUAGUAUUCUCAUCAUUAUUUAGAUGUUUGCGCACUCCCAAUGGUUAAUAGGAAACCAUAGAUUUUAUAUCCAGCGGCGCAGUGUCCUCGCCACUGUUACCCUGUCUUCUCAGCUGAGAUCAGCCUUGAUGUCAUUGGCUGAGAGCAAUCUUCCUAAGAAGUAGGGAAUCAGUGCCCAUAGACCCCAGUUAAGAAGUCAAACCGUUCUAAAACCAUUUGAUUACUUACAAUAGCGUGGGGAUGCCAGGGAGCUCCUGGCACUAUAACCACUGUGGCACACCAUAACUACUACAGAACGCUUUUCUGUUAACAGCUUGUUUUUUUUUUGUUUUUUGAAAGAAUGUGUAAACAUGCUGUAAAACAAUAACCCCCAAUUUUGAAUGCAUGAUAUAGAUAUUUAAUGCAUAUAUACUGCAUUGAGAGUUUGGACAUAACUAAUCGGGCAGCCUGGAAGUGAGCAUUCUGUGUGUCUGACUGACAGCUCCGGUGGAAUCUCUCAUAGAUGUAGCAAUUUUUUACAGAGUACUAUUAGCACUAUUAUCUUCCCAGUUGUGCAAAAUUGUUUAUGGUGCUUUGAAAAAUGUUUAAAAAAAUAAUUCAAAUAUUAUCCUUUUCUGAACCAUUUUUCUAGAAAUCUCUCAAUGUGCGAAAAAUGUUUGAAAUAUGUGGAUAAGAGAAUAUUUAUCCCUAGUUGCCUAUUAAUCCCCAUAAAUAAUGUAUCAUUUCCUCACUCUAGAAUUGCUGCAUCAUAAUUUGCAUGUGUGGCUUAUUUCCUCCCUUCCCACUUGAGAGCUGACGAGGUAACUCAUGGAUAAAUAAUGAAUCUUCAAUUUCUGUGCUAAUCGUGUAUUAGGUUACAGCUUCCUGUUGGUGGAAAUAGUGAAAUGUAUUUGAAACGAAUCCACUGUUCUCUGUGAGUUGAUAUUAUUGUUAUUAUUGUUAAUAUUUUUUUUUAGGAAUGUCAGACACCUGCCCAAGUGAAGGGAAAAAAAACUAAAUUGAUCUUUCAUUUAAUUGUUGAAAUGGAAAUGUAGACCUUAUGUUAGAAAGACUAUUGUUUGGAUUUCCUUAAAGGAACACGUCUAUGUUAAAAACUGAGCUAUAUUUCGUGUUAAUAUUUGAAGUAUUCCUUUAACCCUGUGAAUGCAGGCUCCCCGCAUACACCAAAAAUAACUCAAUAAAGUUAAUAAAGUUAACUUACCUUUUCCAGUGGUGAGUCCUCUUUUUCUGCAGCCACACUCCACCCCUGCAAGGCUGUUAGUGACGAUUAUUUCCUUCGCCACCUGCACAAAAUUGGCAAGUAAGUGUCAAUUGAUGUGAAUUGGCCAAUCAAAUACGUCGAUUUCCUAAUAGAAUUCUUCUAAUAGGAACAUAUUAACCUAAGGCUUCCUUUUGGAAACUCUAAGUUCCUCUUCAACAACUGUUCAUAUUGAUUGAACCAGAAUAUCCAUCAGGUUGACUGCCAGGGUGUGUUUUAAAAUUAAUUCAUAAACUUUGAAAUUGGUGAUUUUAUGAUUUGGGGGCAAGGAGAGCAUGCAAUAGGCUGGAAUGCUUUAGGUGUCUGGCGUGUCUCUUAAAUGUUCAGGUGAUGGUUUCCCUUCAAGUAUGCUACAGUGCAAAUCCAUUCACGCUUCUAACUUGGUCUGUCAUGGCCAAAUAAAAAGCUUGCUAUUUUGGCAAGAAAAAUGAAUUUGCAAAAAAAAAAAAUGCAAUCAGAGAAAUGCUAAGCCUGUGAUUAACUGGUUUAUAGUUCAUCCUUGCAAGCUUUGCUGUAGGUAUUCUUCUUUAACAAAAAACGCAAAUUGAGCCUUGUACAUAUGCAGUCAUUGUGCAGUAGAUGAUGGCAUAAUCUGGGCAACUAAAUGUGUUCGCAUAUGUAUUUAUUUUGAGGUUGUUAAUACACAUGGAGAUUGGAAAUACUACAUAACAUGGAAAAAUAAUUAAAAUCAUUAGUACACUCCCAAAUGUCAGGGAUAGAAGCGUAGUGAACCUCAAACUUUUUAUCCUUCGUUACCACGUGAGCAUUUAAGCAUUCUUACUUGGAACACAGGUGUCUUUCCUUGGCCUGACCGCUAUUAUUAGAAUACAUUUCCCAGAAUCCUUUUCCAGCUGUACUGUUGGGUUUUAGUAUGUGUUACAAGUUACAUUACAUUUGUGAGAUGUUGCUAGAUGUAUUACAAGUAAAAAGGGGAUUAUAGUACAGUAUAUUUCCAGUUUAGAAUCUCUGCACAUUAAGUUCAUGGAGCAGCAGGAAUAUCUCAACUUCCUAUUACUGAUGUGAUGUUUAAAAAAAAAUACAAAAUAUGUAAAGAUUUAACUUUUCAAGUAAAGAUUGUAAACAUAAUUUUCUAUCCAUGUUGUACUUAAAUAAACCCAAGAUUAUACACAUUUAUUUUUAGCAUGCAGACGUUUAUGCCUGACUUUGAGAGAUUGUCAGGUCACUUUCUUCUGCUCCCAGAACAUUUAAUUUGCUAAAAAUAGCUCUACUAUUUAAAGAAGCAAGACUUCUGCGUAACCACCUUUAUUUGAAGGCACAUGGUCUACUAGUUACAUAUAGCUCACACGGUUUUUAAAGGUCAGCGAAAGUCUCAGUGUUUUAGUCACUAAACAGCGAUUUGUCGAGCGUUGACUAAUGAAUUGAAAUUUUUAGGAUAGAGCAGGUGUGGAGAAGUUGUUCACAAACUGAUUAUAUUGGUGUAUAUUUUAUAAAUCUCUAGCCCUUAACCUUUAAGUAACAUGGAACGUGUAACUACAUCCUUGCCCUCCAGGACAUAUAUGAAAAUAUGUCUCAAAGUAUUCCUUCUAGAAAACCAGUUUAUAAACUAAACAGAACAUUAACAAAAUCUUCACUACGUAUUACUUUACUUUCUUGUUUAUAUCAGUGGGGUUUGAGGUGAUGGGGUGCAUUUGUAUAUAAAUAAACGGCAGAAGGCUUAUUUCUGGACCUAACACUACAGAAGUAGUAAUGUAUUUCUUUAUCUACAUUGCUUUCUUAAUUUGCCAGUUCUGAAAAGAUGGGGAAAAAAUAUAUAGUGUCAAAAGGUAUUCGGAGGAAAAAAUACCAGUCAGUCAAUAUAAUCAAUAAAUAUCAAUGUCUGACAAAUCUUUUUAGGUAAUAUUGCCAUAUCUUGCUUUUAUUUUACAUACUUUUUUGCUUUUCUCAAAAUAUUGAAAUUUCGUUAAAUGAAGCUACGACUUCCAAAUGUAUAAAUUAAUUUUUAUAAAGUUUCCUAUCUUUCUCCCUGCAGUACAUGAGAGAGCCUCCUCCGCCUCAAUUUAUUUAUAAUGGGCUCUCGAUGGAUUAAAGAAAGCUGUAUGUUUCUAUUUCACAGCGCACAAAGAGGCAUGCCUUGUGAUUUGCGCACUAGUUAUUCUAGAGCUCCUGCAGUCAGCCUUGCAUAGUCUCAUAGGAAUAUAAUGAACAAAAAUCCCCAGGCUUCAAUAUUCCAUUUUGCAUCAAGAUAUCAUGACAUAUUUGUGCCCAGCUGUCCUCUUCAUCUCCUGCUCCUUCUUAUUUAGGUAAUUAUAGCAGGAUCUUCACGGUUACUGAUCCUAGGACAGGAAAUUUUAAUACUGGCACUGCAGAGGAUCUUGCCUGUUCUCAGGUAGCGAUACUUGCAUGGAAUGUGAAAUAGAAUUCACUAUGCCUUGGCAGAAGGAGAAAAGGCCUCAGUCCCAAUAGCUCCAUCUAGGGUGAAUUAAUCUAUACAGGAUAAAACUAUAUACAUUUUAUCUUAAUAUUUAAAGAGAACCUAUAGUCCUCAAAAUAACAUUUGAUUUUUUUUUGGACCAUAGGUUUUCUUUUGUCUACCCCCUUUUUCCACCCCCUUUGCUAUUUAAAAUAAAUACAUGAAUUAAAAAUGAACUAACAAUUACUUAUCUCCAAAGCUGGAAAUCCGCUGCAGCUGCCUGCUCUACCUUCGAAGACUGUCGCACGCCUGCUUAUAAUUUCGGUAAACUGCUCCAAUCCAAUGGUUCUCAUAGUGAAGCAAUGGAUUGGAAAUGCACAUGUGUGGCCUAGCGCAGUGCUUCUCUAAUGAAAUGCUAAUUUUGUACAAAAGACCAAUUUUUUACAUUGAAGGGUUAAAAUGAUGGGACCUCUGCUCCCAGACCAUGUCAUUAAGAUGAUGUGGUUUAGGUGACUUUAGUGGUCCUUUAAGAAUGACUGAUAGGAAAAACCUGUCACAUUUCUUAACGUAAUCUUUUAAGUUUUUUUGUUCCAUCCAGGGGUAUUUUCUCUUCAAUUACAAUCUAUGAUGUUUCAGGUUCAUUAUGACUGUCUGCCGCCCAUGUGCCUCCAGGUACACAGCCCUAAUCCUGGUUAGUGUGUUUGAUCUCAAACUGCAAAUGCAUAGACACCUGUGCCUGUGUAUGACUCAUGUUUCAAACCAGUGCUAUACCUUAUUAUCUCCGCACUCUUUUUGUUUGUGUAUCCUACAUUUUAAUUUCCUGAAUCAUAGUGUGAAUAAAGCUGUGUUGUCUGCCAUGUACAAUGUCAACACAUACGGGAAUGGUAUUGCUGUGAGAUGGAAUUUGGCAAAUAAAAGGGAAAUGAAUAAAUCGACUUCUGAUUAUCAAAAUUAUUAUUUUUUUCUUCCUUGAACACUUUUAUUUUCAAAUGUAAAUUUCUUCUAGGUCUUUACAUCGAAUAGACAACUUCUAACAAUCCUGUUUUAAUAUAAUCUAUACGACUGAUAUGUAUGUGCUCACAAAGUAACUUUAUUUUUCUUUUAGCAAAAUGCUGCAGAGUUACGUUUCAUCCUUUAAAAAUCUGAUUAUUUGUUUUUUUUUGUUUUUAGGAUUGUUUGGUUCAUGGCUAAUUAACCCCUUAAGGACACAUGACAUGUGUGACAUGUCAUGAUUCCCUUUUAUUCCAGAAGUUUGGUCCUUAAGAGUUUAAAGGGUUACACCAUCCCCCUGUUUUUAGAAGUGCUCAUGGUGCUAGGAAUCUGUGUGUGCAGCGUUUCUGCUUGAAAUGCUGCACAUUCAGAGAUAUUUGCAAUUUUGUGCCGGAGGCUCGUUGCACCCCCAGAACACGGGACUUCAUUUCUGUUCCAGGCUGCCUAAUGUCCGUUCUGUGCAAAAAAUAUGUCUGUCGUCCUAACGCUGGCAACAGACCUAAUAAGCUUCACUCUUGGAAAGCGCACCUGCAAGGGAAAGCGUUACUGUUACCUCCUUCUGUGCACCCCUCCUCCCCAACCCUCCAUAAACUAUGGAGGUCUUUUCUGCCCAUCUAUUACGUGAUGAUGAGUGGUCUCGUUUGAGUUUCUGUAUUCUCUAGGGGCAGUGCUACAUUUAGGAAUUUAGAUUUUUCUUUCCUUUUCAGAGUUCCAUUUAAUGGCGUACACACAAACCAUGGGGCCCCGGUGCGAAAAUGAAAACAGACAGGCACACAUACACACAGGCAGACAUACAAACAGACAAGCACACACACACACAGACACACAUACAUACACAGACAGGCACACACACAUACAUACAAAGACAUACAUACAAAUAGGCAGACACACAUACAGACAGACAGACAUGCAUACAAACACACACACACACACACAAAAUGUUUGUCACCCUCCCGUUUCCUACCUUUUUGUGCAGGAGGGUGACUUUCCCUGGGGUCCAGUGGUGGCUCAGGUGGAUUGGAGUCAGAGUUCCUAGUCUGACUCCCUCUGCUUCCUCCCGCACGGCUCUCAGUGUUAGCUGGGAGGAGUGACGUGCGGUCACUUCCUCCCAGCUUGUGAUAUCAUCACGGGGGGCCCGGUCGCGCUGUUAAAGCGCCCAGCGCUGACCGGGCCCCCUGACAAUCCAUAUCCAUCGGGUGGCCCUGACAGCAUGGGCCACCCGAUGGACUGCUCGGACGGCGGACCCGGCGGUUUGCCGCGCAGGCCAGGGCCGCAGAAGAUGAUGGCGGCGGAUACCUGGUCACAGGGGUCCGCAGGGCAGCCGGGCCCCCUGGAGUGGCGGGCCCGGUCAAGCUGCGACCCCUGCGAACACGGUAUGUACGCCCCUGGUUCCAUUCCUCUAAUGUUAAUAGAGUAUUUACUGGUAUAAGCAGUGCAGGGGAGGCACACAUAUAACUCCACAGCACACAUGAUCUGGACCACUCAUGUGUACUCCGGCAUCUUAUUGGAAAGUGUUGCAUUUAUCUGUACGUACAACCUCAUGGAGCCUGUGUGCAUGGCCUGAUAAAACCCUGUGUGCCUUGUCAUGGCAGGACUGCCUGGCAUAUGAUGUAAAUACAGGGUUUACAUUUAUUGUGAAAUAUUCUCUGUUGGAGCCAUUUCUGCCUUUCUCAGCGCUUCAAACUAUUUUUAAUUUUUGUCUUCACAAUAGCAUUCUUAUCUGAUAAUGCAGAGUUUGGUACAUGGGCUAAGAGGCAAGACCAUACCUAAUACAUAUAUUAUACCUGUUUGUGCUGUCAUAGGCAAAUAAGCGAUUUCCAGAUAUGUCCUCUAGAUCAUGUUAGAUAUUUACCGCAGUUGACUUUACAAAGUUGAAACUUUGUUGGUAGUUGAGGUCUGAAAAUCUAUUUUGCAGGGAUAAUUUGAAAUAUAGCUUAUAAUUCGGGCUGCGAGGCCCUCGGUGGAAUGAAAGGUGGAGAACAAUUGUCCAAGAAGAAUCAUUAAGAAUCUGUAGCUAUUUGCACAUCGAGUAAGAUGUGUCGGUAUGCAGUCAUGAUGGACUCUGCCUCAUGGAAAUUCCAGCCCCCGUCGGGAAGUUGAGACUCAGAAGACAAUGGCUACAGUCCAAAGCUAAUAAUUAAACGAUGCAACCCAAGUGCAAGGUCAUUCCAGACAGCAAUAGUUCUGAGCCAAAGAGUAGGCCAGCAGACAAAGGAAUCAAAGGCACUAAGUAGUUUAGGUUGACUAAGGGGGUGUUAGGGCUCAUAUAGGGAAAAAUAAUGCACCUCAUGGUUGGGCCAGGGCCUCCCACUCCAGCCUGGUACUGAGGAUCCUCACUGAUCAUAUGUGCCUCCUUCUUGAGUAUCUGCUUCAUAGCCAAGUCCCCACUAGCAUGCCAAGAUCAUGCCAGGCAUCUUCUGACAUUCCUACGUCUGUGAUGUGGGAAUACAUUCAGCUGCGGCCUUAGAAGUCACGGAUAAGCAUGGCAAUUUCACACCACAAUUUCUGUUAGACAAUGAGAGUGAUUUAAUACAUCGUUUAUAGGAUUUAUGUCUGGCAGAAUUCUAAGUUGUACAGCUCAUCUGAGUAGGAGUGGUGUAAGCUAGGAAACCAGUUUCCUUUAAUACAAAGUAACAUACAGGUUUAUUUACUAAAGUUGGAAUGGUCAGGAAUUCAAAGCAAAUUUUAAAUUUAAGGCAAAAAUAGUUGAAAUUAAAAUAUAUAUAUUUUUCUCAUCUGUAUGUCAAUUAUUCGUGGUUUUAUAUACUGCAUAAAAAUGUUGGUAUUUAUAUAAUAUACAGUGAUAAUAGGUUUAAAGUAAAAGUAAUUUUUUGUGCUUUCCUCUGGAGUUACUUGUCAUUUUGAAAUAUGUUAAAUAUUGAUUGAAUAUGUUUUAGUGACUGGUAAUUUAUGUCUCAAACUAUAGGGUUCAUUUGCCGCAAUGUAGUCUUCUGUUAUUAGACAUUCAUACAUGCACUUGCUCUAUUUCCAUUGCUGGGAUGGGACGAUAAAAAAUGUUCAUGAGCCUAAUCUUAAAUAUAGCCAAACGAUUCUUCAGACUUCAGAUCACAGAAAUAUAAUUUACAAAAUACAACAAAUAUUGCUAUCUUUGUAUUUUCCUUUUUUCUUUUUUCAUCUUAUUGAAGUUGUCAUAGUGCCUGCAAUCCUGUCCCCACCCCUAGUCCUAUCUCCCAAAACCCAAUAUUAAACUAAAAAAAGGCAUGGAAGCAUAUCUUCAUGACAUGCUUCCAAGCCCUCUGGGUAUGAUAAACAAGGAAUCUUACUUCCAUGCUCCCAUAUCAUGAAGUCACGCACAGUACGUCAUGGUCGGCCUUAGAGAAUAAUUGUAUUCAAUGUUUCUCUAACUGUAGAUGCAUCGUGGUGAGUGCCGCGCAUGCACCUACGUUUCUCAAUGCUCCUCUGUGUACAGAUUUCCUUUAAGACCUGGCUAGUAGCGUCUGUAUUGAAAUUGUAAGCCCAGAUUAAAAGAAUAUAUACAUUGUAAUAUGAAAAAAUAUAUAUUUUGGCCUUCAAAUUUACCCCUACCCCACAUUGUAUUGGAUAGAGUUGUGCUGUUCAAUUAUACGGUUUAGUUUUUAAUUUCUGUGUGGUGGAGGGUAUCUAAUUGGAGCAGAAGGCCUAGAUGAUGUAUGUGCUUGCCAAUCUCUGGACAACAGAGUGUUUGUCCUAUGCCCCAAAUACAUAUCUUUACAUUCCUCCCAACAUCAAAGUGGUCAGAACUUGUGACAGAGAUUGGUAUCCAUUGCCCCAAAUCUAAUUAAAAUUUGGAAUUUAUCCAUGUCACGAAAUAAUACUUAUCACAUGCUUUCUUUAUUGAAGCUAAUUAAACACUCAAUUGAAUGCUAUUCAUGACAACACACAGGCCUAUGGAUUCAUCCUAAAAUCAGAUUGACAAGGCCAGCUGAUCCUCUCUGUGAUAAGAUAGAUCAAUUACCAUUUGUCUCUCAUAACCGAGCAAGCAUAUUUUCUUUGUUUAUUAUGCUCUAAUUUUGCUAUUAAUUACCCUCAUCUGGUAUUGUUUUGCUACUUUGAUGUUCUAUCAGUCAAAUGCAAUCCCUAAAACUGCACACAGAACGGCUACGAAGAUACGUUUAUUGACUUCUACAAUCUGCUGUCGGAGUGUGAUAACAUGCCAAAGGUUCUAAAAAGUCUACAGUAACGUCUUGCUGUCUCUGGUUGAUUGUUGAAGGAGCUAUCAUGCUUUUAAGUAAAACAGACUCUUGAGUUAUAUGAGGUGUGCAUUUUUAGGGUGCUGUGUGACUUCGAUUAUCAAAACUUAUUUUGAUUGUGGAUAUGCUUGUAUUAGUGAUGAUACAUAAAGACAAUCUAAUUCAGAGCUGAACACAGAAAAUGGAGGAAAGUCCACUGGUGAUGCAUAAAUGCUCAUAGUGUGACCUUAAAUGGCACACUAACACUGUUAUUCACUAAAGUGUGAAUCUCAAAUUUUAUGCCAAAGUAAAUAAACUGAAAGCAUUGGAGACUUGAAGAUUUUUCCAAAAUCUGAUACUCUGGCCUGGAACCUGAAAUUUGCUUUAAAUUCCUGAUAAUUCACAUCCUGGCCGAAUUGGUAAAAAUUCGGCCCAGGCAUUUUUUUAUUCACAGCAGCCUAGUGGGAAGGAGGCAGGACCAGAGAUGGGGAUGUUGUGUCACCACCAAUGACCAGCACGUCCCCUUGAAGUGAAAAUGUCGAUUCAAUGCUCUUUCAGGGCAGCCAAUGCUCAAAGCCCUGCUAAAUAGCUCUUGCAUGAGAAAAAGGCCCUGUACUUAUUUUUUGUUUUAAACUUAAUAUCUUACUUUCUUUUGCUUACCCUUUGCCACGUAACGGCAACAUUGGGUGGUGAGUGACUCUAGAAGCUCCUCCGGCUGUAGACGGAGUUCAUCCUCUUGUGAGCUCAGCAAUACACAAUGUCAAAGAGUUGCUGUGGUAAUGUGACAGUGCUCUGAACUGCCCAGCUCGCGGGACGAACAAUCAAUUUCCCUAGUCCUCCUCUCUCCCUCGCACGCUCCUACAGGAAAAGUGUCAUUCGGUCAGUGAGGAAGAUCUAGGAUCAGCAUCAUACAUACCUCCCUAAAUGAGCAUUCUUCUAUAAAAUACAAAUUAUAUACAUAAUGGCUGUGUAUUAUCUGUAAAGCUUUUCUCAUUGAAAGGUUUAUCUGUAGAGGAAAUAAACAAUGAGCAGGACAAAAAUGGCAUCUCUUUGUACAAUUUGAAAAACCCACCAAAAUGUAUUAAGAGAAGGGUCACUAUCUCAAUAACCCUUUCUCUUUUUAGAUUAUUUUAUUAGGCUGAAUACAGUCCUGGUUAUGUUCUGUUUGAACCUACUAAAAAAAUAUAUAUAUAUAUUUUGACAUGUUGCAACAUUUUCAGAAAUUAAAUUUUUCAAAAUCUAUAAAUGGGGUAAGAUACAAGCACACAGAUGUAUACACUGUGUGAUGGCAUCUGGAGAUGUGGUAGAUUUGGUUUACCUAUUUUCCUUUUUAUAGGUUUUUCCAAAGGGCUAAUUUAAAAACUUGUGUGGUGGUGGUUUGCCCUAGGUCAAAAAUAAAACAAUCUCCAGUCCAGAAGUAGUUUUGUUUUAAUUAUGUUAAAUGUGUAUGUUGUGGGUCUCCAACAUAACAGGUGCAAACUCAUACUGGCACUGUACUUAUUAAGUGAUUAAAUAACUCAUUAGAACAAAAUGUAUCCUCGCGUGGACUUUUGCUCCAUUAAUAAUGUUUGUGGAUCCUGAGGUGAAGUGUUUAUCCUUCAUCUGAACAGAUUGAAGCCUAAGCUGGCUGAGGAGGAGUUAAGUACCCAGGCGUCUUUCUGGGUUUAUUUACUAAACUGAGAAUUGUCAGGUAUUCAGAGUGAAUUUAAAGCGAAUUUCAAGUUUAAGCUCAAAAUAGCUGAACUGGAAAAUUCUCUAAGACAAUUCUGCUUCCAGUUCGGCUUCACUGAGGAGACCAGAGCAGCAAGGGAAAAAGGUAAACUUGCACUAGGGCACUAUAGAGUUAGGAAUACAUAUUUUGUGCAUUGAGGGAUAACUUCAGAGGCUUCUCGUUGAAGUUAAAUAUCCACAAAGAGACUGAAAGUCUAUUUGGAAAGAAAAAGGACAGGGAUUGGAAAGCCUGCAGUUCAUAAGAAGAUAUACAUCCAUGAAAAAUGCUUGGGGGUAUAUCUACUAAAUAGUGACAGUUAGCACUUAUAGCAACAAGAUGCACAUAGAUACUAACAUCUUAGGUUUUGUUUUUAGUUUUUUUUAUCCAGCACUGAGACUCCUUGGGAAUUGUUGCCUGCGCUUCCCAACACAACUUCAUUCGGCUCCCUAGCCGAUGGUCCAAUUCAGUACUCCUCAUAGAAUAACAUUGGGGACUGAUUGACAUGCCUGGUGAGCGCUGCCAAAUGAGCUGCGUUUGGUCACAUAAGAGAGUUUUACUUGGUCGUUGUAGAGGAAGAGCCUCUAGUGUCUGUCGUCGUGACAACACUAGUGUUGUAUUUACCCCUCCAAUGUAACCAUGGCUGUCUCACAAAACUCGUUAUACAUUGCAUGGUAAAACUACAGCUUCACUGCUUCCAGACCACUUCAUUGAGUUGAAGUGGACUAGGUGACCUUAGUGAUCCUUUACCAUUUUAUUUAUUUAUAAAAUAUAUUACCAGGAAGGAUAUAUUGAGAUUUAUCUCGUUUUCAUGUAUGUCCUGGGUCAAGUAUGUUCACCUGAGUCCAUAGCUUAUAUCUUGGAUCUUAAUUUUAUAGUGGCGUGGUGUUUUUUUUUUUUUUUUUUAUAUAUAAAUAUUAAUAGCAGGGUUUCAUAUUCUGUUUGUUAAAUGUAUUUGUUUUCAUAACCUAGAUUUUGAUAUUAUUCUAUUUGCAGUGCACUGAAACACCCAAGGCAAAGUAAACAAAAUGCUUUGCCUACAAUUUAUGCACUUUGUCUCGUGAUAAUUGCAGGCGACCGAGUGAGAAGCAGAUAUGAUUGCCAACAUAAGGUUUUAUCUACGCACCAUAACUAUCAAAGCUUAUUGUGGUGGCUAUUAAGCUAGUUAGGUAUCCCAAAGUUAUUUUAUAGCAAUUAUUUUAAUAAAAACAAACAAAUAAACAAAAAACAACAACAGGACUCUACCAAUGCCAAAACCUUGCCCACCUGUGUGAAGAAACUGUUUUGAAUGGCAAUGAUGGACUGCAGACACUGGAGUUAUGCCACCUCCACGUUCAGAGCUAUUGCUAUCCAUUGUAGACAGAAAGCGAGGAAACUAAAUUCUGUAUCACAUUCGCAGCAGAGGGGCAGGCAUUGGUUGGGUAUUGGUAGAACUCUUGUGGGUUAGCACUCAGACUCCUUAAAUCAUAACCGCAACUGUGACUUUUAGUGUUAGUGUUCUGUUUUAGUUCUAGAAUUCCUUGAACUCUGAGAUACAUUAUUAUUUUCUUCUAUGGGUGGAGUAGAACAGCAGGGGUUUCUGGUAGUUGCAGUUUGCUUACGAACUUUUUACUUGUGAAAGCAGUUAGCUGAACCAAAACACAUUCACAAUAAUUUCUAUGUCGACAAAUAUUUCGCAGCACUGUACAAUAAGAAAUAAUACAGACAUUUAAUUCUAAUAAACAGUAGUGUUUUUAUAAAUUAGGUCGAACAUACAUGUGAGGUAUGCAAAGUGGCCGCAUUGUUGACAUUCUUGGCCAUUGCUGUUUUACAUACAGAUGCUUAUGCUCUGGUGAUUAUCGUAAAUGGUAUACUCAAAGGACAUCUGUUUGCAAAUGGCUUUUGUGGCUUUUGUAAUCACCUUGCAUUAUGGGUUUGCUGCCAAUUUGUAUGUUUGCACUUCUUAAUAUUUCUACGUCUCUAAACAUUCAUAUUUGUCUUUUUUGUCCUUUUAAAAGUUAUCUGUGCUGUCUAGUAUAGCACCUGUUAUUCACUCCUACAAUGCUUGUUUAUCUUCUGUCUGUCACACACAAAAACACACCUGUAUCUGUAAUUAAAUAGACGUACAUAUAAAAACAUUUGUUUUUUUCAUUUUAAAAUCAAUAUUGUUUUUGAAAGUUGGUAUAAUAACAAAAUAAUGUUUAUCUGGAAUAUGUUUCUUAAAUACGUUUAGUAUCCUAAUUACACAGCUUCCAAUUUGGCCAAUUACACUAUUUUGAAAGUCCAUAUGCAUGAGGCCAAUGCCCUCUUUUUUUAUUUUUAUUUUUUAUCAACAUUUUGGGGCAGUUUGGGAAAAAUCUUGGCUAUCAUUUGGCCACCCUUAGAUUAAUACCCAUCUUCAGCUUCCCAGAUAAUGCAGAAGUGUCGUUUUUAGCAUAUCAUUUCUGUCCAGGAUGGUAAAAUCACUACUGAUAAGGCGAUAACUACACUUCUGCAUAAUCAAUAAGUUGUUGUGGUACUUCUAAGAGUGAGGGCUCCUUCUAGCCAGGCCAACUUUGCGGUUAUUGUGCUCAACGCUCUUACCUUGUUGCUGUUAUAUUUCUCAUAGUAAAACUAGUUAUAAAAACAAGUUAAAACGAAAUAUGUUAUACCCAACACACUCACGUACACAUUCCCCCCCCUUCCAUUUAAACGGUCAGAUGAAUUAAUCCUACCCUAGUCUUGUUUGUUAUCACUGUCUAUAUAAUGUUCUGUGUAAUAUGUCUCCUAGCCACACAAAUCACCAUUCACAGCUGGUGAGGCCAUCUGUUCAGCACAAAGCAGAUCUCACUCCUGUUUCACAAAGAAAUUGCAGGGCUAUGCAGUUAGUAUUGCAUAAUGUGUGUGAGAUAUCUAAAUGUUUGAGUUUUUAAAAACACACAAUAAUAUGUAAUGGUGUGUGAUGUCAUAUGGAAAAUAUCCUUUUCUGGAGAGCCUCGGAAAGCUUACUCUGCCUAACUAAAUAUGCGGCCUCACCUUUUGUUUUUGUUUUUUUGUAAAUCUUUUUUUUUUCUAGAACCUGGUUUCAUGCCUUUGUAAUAUAAUCAAACUCUGGAAUACAGUAUGCUAGCAUACAGCGUGCUACAGAAUACAUUAAUAUGCAUUGUUCUUUGCCUUGAAGAAGAAAGCCCCUCUAAGUAACAAACACUUAUUUCGCCAUAUACAAAGUCGGGAUAUUGUCACGGGUGCAGAAAGUGGCCUAGGACCCACCUACCCAAUUUGAAGUAACUUACCUUCAAGGCAAAUAUCAAAAAGGCUUAAUAUCAUGAAUAUUAAUACAUUUGCUCCCAUUCUACCAUUUAGGGACCAAUGAGGUAUAUUUUCUUAUGGAAACAAGACCUGGGAGGGUAGAUGGAAGUGGAUGUACGGAAGGACAUGUGUGCCAGGGUCUCCAUAUGUAUGUAACUGCUCAGGAACAAAUGUGUAAAAUAUUAUUUCUCUGGGAUACUACUCAUGCUCAACUGUAGAAAAUAGGGAAAAUCAAAGAUGAUUGAUGUAGAUUAUAUGGACGACACAGUUCCUACCUUCACAUGUGGCUGUACUGUCCAAAAAUAACCCCCUUUUGGGAAGGGGUUAGAUACCUCUUGACAGCCGUUUUCCACAGGCCAUUUUAUUUAGACCCCUGCCCUUUUCUUCUGUCUAGAUCACUAGUGGAAAAUCAUCUCCCGUGGAUCAGUUGACGGCGAUGGUCACUGCACACAAUACACUACAAUCCUUUUAUAAAAUCUGGGAUCUCUGGCUGGAAAUCGCCCCCACAACAUUACUUGGUUGGUUGUGAAGGAACCGAGAAAUGUCUAAUCGCGGUGGUCCCUUCUUCCUAAUUCCCUUAUUAUUUUUCUAUCAUUUAUCGUCUUUUAGUAACUAUUUUCUAUUUUCCAUCUCACGUUUAUAAUUGUAAAUGUUACAUUUUACUUUGAAUGUAAAAAGUAAAACUAGAGACAAGCUGUAUGCUUGACUAUGACCCUGUAUGUACAAUGAAACCUGUGCUUGUCUCUGAAAUAAAGAUUUUUUAAUAAAUGCAUUGUUCCUACAGAGACCGCAGAAUAGUAUACUUUAGAUUUUGUAUUUUAUUUUUUUGUGACCUGGGCAAUCCAACAACAAACUUUAGGAGCGACAAUGUGUAACACCUAGUUAAUGCAAAUCUCCUGGAACAGGAUCAUUGGGGUCAGGCUCUGAUUUGGGCAACUCCUGUCCAGUAUUAGUAUAGUAAACAAAACAGCCAGUGCCAUAAUUCGUUUGCUAAAGUACAAAUGCAUUCUUGAGAAUGUUAAGUUAAAGAGACACUUCAGACCCCUAAAGCACACUAGCUUUCUCAAGUAGUUUAUGUUUGAAUAGUGUGUUUUUAUUUAUUUAUUUCCCUGUUUACAAAAAGUGCAGGUUUCAAUAGAAAUCUGUUUGACAGUUUACUAUCUGGAUCAGAAGAUGCCAAGAGUCUGGCACCAUAACAACUAAAGCAUGCUGUGAUGGUUAUGGUGCGUAGGGUCCUUUUAAUGUCUCGAUACCAAAGUGAUAAAAUGUGUGGUUGGUAAUUUUUUAAGUUUGUUUUUUUGUGCGUCGGGGACACUAACAUUCCAUUUCACAUCAUACACUACGUUUGUCAGAAUUCUCACUGAGCACAGUUGCCUGGUCUCAUUGAGUAAUACGGAAGCUGUUUUUACUAUGUAUGUAAAUAAACAUUUUCUUUUUUGACUUGGCCUUGAAACGGUUUGCUUGAAAUGCUACUAGUCCUUGGCAUCAGGAGAAAGGUAUUGUCUUAUUAAACAAAACCUCUCCUGUUUUUCUCAUUUUUUUUCAGUUACAGCCUGGGGACUAAGCACUCCAGACCAGUAAUAAUUCACCUACAUUUUUAAAAGAGUAAUGUAACUUCUGUGUUGUCAGAAAGAAUCUCAUUCAGUGGUUUCAGUGCUUGAGGGCUAUACAGUGACUUGUUCCUCAAAGAAUUAACCACUUGUUGCAGUAAAUGUGCAAGCAUCAUUCUAAAUAUGGCCAACAUAAUUAUUAGUGUUGAUAUAUGUGAUUUAAAAAAAAAAGUAAUCUGUUAAUAUGCCUUUUUUAACCCCUCAGUGAACAAAGCUUUUCUUAAUUUUUGAUUGAGGACUUUUUUAAAAAUCACUUUUGCAAUGUGUUUGUUAAACUGUGUUUGUUAAAUGUAAUUCUUUGUUGAACUAAUUUGCAUAUGCCCACCCAGAAUCCUUUGCGGUAGUAACAUCACUGCAAAUUUGUGAUUCAUGUAGGAAAAGCAAGACUUAUGGCUGGACUGGUGUGCAGAUUUUUGUUUAACAUUGUAUUAACUAUCCACAGACUUCAGGUGGAAGGGGUUUUCAAUCACAAUUUUUGCCCACCACAUUUUGUGCUAUCUAUCGAUCUUGUAGAUUGGAAUAGCCAUAUUAGUCUAGUAGACAAGAUGCCAAAAUACCGGAGUAUUGCAGUGUGCAAUGAUACCUUUUUUAUUGGACUAACAUACUAUUUCAAAGACAAGCUCUGGAAAGAUUUCCUUUCUUCUUCAGGACUGAAGCAACAUUGAUCAAUCUGAGUUUAACACUUAAAACAGGGGAGGGAGUAAGUAGGGUGUCAUAAAUAGCAGAUGAUGUGCCUGGAAGUGAAAGGUGCAGGUUGGCUGAGAAUAGCCACAAAAAGUAAAUAAACAGAGGAGAGUCAAUAAGCUGGUUGAAAAGAAAGAAGAAAAAAAAACACACAAAAAAGAAAAAUGUUUUUUUUAACUAGCUUGUUGACUCUCCUCUGUUUAUUUACUUUUUGUGGCUAUUCUCAGCCAACCUGCACCUUUCACUUCCAGGCAUAAGUAUAUAUAUAGUAUAACUCUCUCUCUCUCUCUCUAUUAUAACAUAACUAAAUAUAUUGUAUAUAGUUGUGUUUAUAACAACUAGGUUAAAACAACAAGUAACUCAAAAUAGAUGACCAUAUUAGUCUGCCCAAAUUAUAACUUUAAUAGCUGAUUUAGAACCCCAAAAUUGGGGCUGUACUUCUGUUAAAAAUUCAUUAUUAUUUUUUUUACUGCUGCUCCAAGUACAUUAAUACCUCACAUGUACACCUUUACCAGAGUUUUGGGAUGUUAAAUGGUAGAAUUAAUGACAUGUCAAUUUCAGCUGUCAAUUUUUAACUGAUUGUUUACUGGGCCACUAUGGGCUAACAGGCAUCGGAAAACAUUUGGCAGCUUGUCAGUGUUUCUAUGCCCAGAAAGCUAUUGCUGGAUGAUACCGCAAUCUGGUGACACAAUGCCAUGUGGAACCUGGCAAGAGCAGGGUCUCGUUAUGAUUAUACAGUUGCAUUUUUUGUUGAAUUUGGGGAAACCACUUGAAAUAUUCAUCGUGUUGAGCUAUUUCAAUUGCUUUUGUUCGCUUAUUGCAAACAGCUGAAAUUUUGACAAUAAACCUGAUUUUGGGAGAUGACUAAUUUUGAUAACAACUGUAGGGCAUUUUUACCCCUAAUACCUGCACCACCUUGUGGAGAGUGCCAACACAUUAGAAUUUGUAGGGCAUUUUUAGCAGUAUUUUUUUUUAUUCUGUUUGUUUAUUUUAAAAGGCUUUAAAUGGAAAAGCGUGCAGGAACAGGCUAUAGACACCAGAACCACUACAUUGUAUUGUAGUGGUUCUCUUGACUAUAGUGUCCCAUUAAGAAAUUUAUUUUUGUAGUUGAAAGACCUGACUUCUGACAUUUUUAGCUGGCUCCUAGAUUCCAAGCAAAUUUGUCAAGCCUCGUUUUAAUGUACAUUCUAAAAGAAAAAAAAUAACGUCCUAUAGAUGAUUAUUUUCAUGGUUUUCUGGAAAUUGAACCACUUAAAAAAAAAAAGUUCACCUCUAAGAGCAUAAAAAUAACAACUUUGUAGUUUUCAAAGGUAUGUUUUUAUUACCUUUUUCAUCUUUCCUGCUGUAAAACUCCAAUUGAGAAUUUUUGGUACUCCUCUAAACGGAGUCUGGUGUUUUCUGCUGUAUAAAAAGUAAUAGAGAUUUAACAUUAAAUCUAGAGUCAGGGUGGUUUACUAAGCCCUGAACUGCCUAGGAAAUCCAGAUUGGUUUCCACUUUUACUGUUUUGGGGUAAAAUUCCUUGUUAUUUACAGUUUAGUGAAGCUGCGUUAAAUGGUUAUUAGGUAAACUCUGUAUUGUAUCAAAUUUGCAAUCCAAAAUGCAAAAUUCAAAGAACUCACAUCACACACCUUGCUGAUGUGCUUUAUGUAUGAAGAGUGUUUUCACUCUUUCAUUUUACAAAAAGUGUCCAUUUCAAUAAAAAAUGGCACUUUUAUAACUUAAGCUUGUCAAUCAAGCUGUUACUUCCUGGUUUGGUUAGCUCAGUGGAGCUAAACUCAAGAUGCAGCAAUUGUCCAGAGCACCUGCCCUGCAAAGACUUCUUAUUGAGCUGCAUUGGGAAGUCUGUGAUUGGACAGCCACAGAAAGUCUGGGCUGUGUUAGAAGGGCAGGGCUUGCAAAGGCUGCAGACAAGAAAUCUGCAUCUAUUGCAAACUGUUCUUGGAUAUAUCCCCUAAUGGAAAAAUGAACAGUUAAAGGCAUGCAUGUUUUCAUUUGGGUAUAUCUACUAAAUAGGGAUUUUUAUGUUGGCAGUAAAAUGUGCCUUUAAGACUGAUUUGGAGACAGCAUCCAAUCUGGGCGUACUCCAAGUAUGACUAUUUUAAUUGUAAUUUUUCAGUUCACAUUUUAAUUUACUGAAAUUUGGAGAUUAGUGGAUAAACCUGCUUAGAGCCUGAAUAUGCCAGACAGUUUUGAAAGGUAUGCAGACCACUAGUUCGCAGUUAUAUAGCAUCAUCAGAUUCCGUAGCACUGUACAAUGGAUGGACUAACAGACAUGUAAUUGUAACCAGACAACUGGACUACAGGAACAGAGAGGGGUGGAGGGCCCUGCUCAAUGAGCUUACAUUCUAGAGGGAGUGGGGAUAACAUUCUUAUGGUGCACAGUGUGGUCCUUUAAAGGAACUCUAUAGCAUUAGGAAUACAAACCUGUAUUGCUAGUGCUUUAGUGUCUCUAGUUAUAAAGGUUUUCCUCCCUUCCCCAAAUUUUUAUUAUAAUAAAGUUUUUUUACUUAACUUUUUCCAGUACUCCCUUGACAUUGCACCUCCUCCACUAUGGUCCAAUCCAAUGCUUCUCAUAGAGGAGCAUUUGAAACCUGAAGCACAUGUUCAUAUUUAACGCUUUCAUAUAAGGCUCACGCAACAGUCUCACUUGGUCAAUGCCGCAUAAGCACCUCAAAAAAACCCUUAAACUGCAGGGUUAAAAGGGCAGGGCCACUGCACCCAGGCCACUUCAUUGAGAUAAAUUGGCCUAGGUGACUUUUGUGUUCCUUUUAAGGCUCCUAAGAAAGUGAUGAUAUGUUCUAAUUUAUUUAUUGUCUUUGGUCAUCCUAUCUGUCCUCUUGCUUUGGCUAUAUAUUGAGUGAUGACUGAAGAAUUUUGUAGACUAUUUCUAACCAUGCAGCAGAAGAUUCAGUAGGUGAUUUGUCAAUGAAGACAUGAUUUGAAGUUAAGAAUUCACAUAAUGAUUGUGAUUAUUGAUCAGGUGGUCAUGAACAUCCCUGGUCUGGAAUCUAGAGUCAUCUUAAGUGUACAGAAAGUCAUGGUUGUUAAGUGUGAUUAGGAGAGGGUAAGGAUGUGUAUGCUGUGUAAUGAUCUAAAAGGUGUACACGUGGCAGAUUCCCUUUGUUGCUAUUUUAUUGUGGCAUGUAAUUAAUUUUAAACAUUUUUUUUUUAUGUGUGAGGGGUGUAGAUAAAGAGUGAUCCCCUGGUUUGUGUUCCAUACAAAUAUCCCACAACUACUUUCCUUAAGUCUGCAGGAACCAAAUGAAAAUUCCUUGUGUGUUUUGAAGCAUCAUGUCUUUGUUCAGAGAUAGUGAUUCUUUAUCUCAUUAAAGCUGCUGAGUUUCAGUCCUGAAUAAAAAGAAUUGUAGGCAUUUCAGGAAUCUAUGAAUAGCAAUUCCAGCAUAAAGACUUGAUCGGAAGGAUUUGAGCUCCUCAAAGCCUUGUGCGUUUGGAAUAGAGAAUGAACUGCACAAGAACGUUGCUACCUUCCUUCUGUCUGGUUAAUACUUUAUUUUAUUAUCCAGUGCAGUAAGUUGUUCUGAAUGUGGAGUUUAUUUUGUCUUUCUUUUUUCCUUUUCCUUUCUUGAAGAGAGAGGCCUUGAAAUGAAGUUGAGGAUUUUUUCUCUUUUGUAUUUUUUAUUUUAUUUUUUAGUUGCAGAAAAACAGGUCAUUGAUGCUUUAUCUGGCUUUAAAGGAUAUCCUUUAAUCUGUUAAAUACUGGGAGUUAUUGGUGGUGGUAUUUGAGUGCUAAUCCAGAAGUCAAAACAUCAUUCAGUUUAGGAAGAGUAAUGCAGUAUAUAUUUAGUGUUCAUAUAUGUGGUUGGGCAUGUCCUUACAGUGGCAUGACAUAACAACAGCCAUGGAUUGAGAGGUUGGGUUCUGGAUUCAGAUACUUUGUGUGUGCAAAGUUCUUUUGAAUUCUUUGGGACUUACAGAACCUUUUCGUCAAAGAUCGAUGAGAAUGCAUAGGAAUUGGGUGGAAGCGGCCUACGUGUAGGGAUAUUCCUAUUUUUGCUGUGGAGAAUGAAUGGUGCUCGAUAUUGAGAGAAGCUUGGACCCAGCAAGUUUCACAACACAUUUAUUCUUUGGGCCACAAAUGAAUUCCUUACACAUUGUAGAAUAGAUAUUAUUGCAAUACAAAUUAUCAGUACCCUGCUUUAUAAAACAUAUUUUACAAUAAAUUGCUGCAUUCGCAAAGGCAGACAUUUUUGCAAUCAGAUAGUAUCGAAGACAAAGGAAGAAAAAAAACUGUUACUCACUGAAAGACUAGAAAGAGUUUUAAAAAAACUAGAAAGGACACACAAUAAAGUCUUCCUUUAAAGGGUCAUUCUAAACAUCAUAACCACUACAGCCUGCUGGGGGACAUGGUAGGAGUACCAUGACCCCAUUCCCCACUAAUUAGGCAAACCCUUUUGUUGGUGUUUGCUCUCUCACCGGAGUCCCGUCUGGCACUUGCACUUCUUUUAACAUCAGAUUUCAAACAUCCACCUUCUGCAGAGCAAGAAAAUCCAGAAGAUUCUGCCACUCAUUGAUUCACUAAUAUUGUCCACAUCUAAAUUUGACAUCAGCCAGCUCUUGUUCCAGGCUAUCUAAUGACACCCCAGUGACAUUGCUGGAGGUACAACUCUAGCAACAGAGGAGUUAAUCUCCAUAUGUCCAGUGAUUCAAAGCGAAACUCUGCAUAUACAGACACCAGGCACCAUGACCACUUCAAAAGUUUGAAAUGAUCCUGAUGCCUGGAAUAACCCAUUCAUUUAGAUUUAGUUAUUCCCUUGUUUGAUGUUUUAAAAAAGGAAUAUGAAUAAAACCAUAAUUUAGCCCUUGUAGUCUUCUGUAACUGUGGGUGAUUGCGUGACAAUGAAUGCAAUACAAUGAUUGAGAUUGAAAGAUAAUAUGACCAUAUAUAAAAAAAAAAUCUAGCCCCAGGAAUAAAUUGGCAUUAUGCAGGGACUGCAUAUGGUUAAUAUGGUUCAGGAAGCAGAUACCAAAACCAAAAGCAUAUCAGUGAUGUAGAAUAAUGAAGGGGGCUUCCUAGUUAGCUAUAUGUGAUCUGUGUAAAUUAAUGUUUGUCUCUAGUUUAUCAAAAUUUAACAAAUUCCACCUUGGAAAAACGUACAGUAGAAGUGUGACCUCGAUCCAACCUUAAAUUGUGCCCUGCGUUAAUGGGGCAUUCUGUUUAUUUAUCUAAAAAGCAGCAAUAUGCCUAGACCAGGAAGAUAGCCCUGCUCAUAUGAUCCCUGAGCACCUAAAAAGAGAUAUCCUGGAAGGUAAAGACGUCAACCUGGCUUCUCUGCUGAUUGCCUCCCAGGAUAUCGUAAAAAAUAAGACUUAUGCAUAUGAUGAUGUGUCUGUUGUGGUCAAAUCUACGGACGCCCGCCUAAACAGGAAACUGACUAUUCCCGAGUUUGUACUAGCUUUUGGUAUUUACCGGGACGUCAUCUGUGCGGUCUAUCCCAAUAGACGAGAGGAGUUUGAUCUUUAUAUACACAAGCUGGUAGACCUGGGCAACAAAUAUGGUGGAUCAGCCUUUUAUGACUACCAUAGGUCUUUUUCUGCAAAAGUGUCUGGGGCCUUCUCCCAGCAUGAAACAAGAUCCAACUGGGGUAGGAUUGAUACCGUCAUACUUUGCAGGUCUAAGAACACCGGCUUGUGCAUACUGCUCCUCUACGGCAAAUACGACAAAUUUCUGUACCAACACGGCGGACGAACAUGCUUCCACACAAGAAGCUAGUUCCUCCGGUGUUUCAAAGAAAGUAACCAGAGACAAACUGGGACGCCCGAUCAAGUUUCUGGGCAAGUCCCAGAUAUGUAAUAAUUUCAAUGUCGGGUCUUGUAAUUAUAAUGGAUGUAGAUUAUUGCAUAUCUGUUUGUUUAAAAUGUUUUAGGGCACAUGCCAAAACCAUGUGUCCAAAUAAAAUGUACCCUAAGCCGUACCUAACGUCCAUUAACAUUUCGGUAUUUACAACAUUUCUGUCACAUCACCCGUCUAGACACUUGGUAGAUUUUCUUAUCUCUGGUUUAACAGAAGGCUUCCAGACUGGUAUUCUACACAUACCGUCCAGGAUUCUGGAAUGCCCUAAUCUACAAUCCGCACAGCACAACCCCACAGCUGUUGACACUCUCAUAGCUCAGGAAGUUGCUGAAGGUUUCUUAUUGGGUCCUUUACAGUCUCCUCCGUUCAACGAAUGGCGCACUAACCCCAUUGGUAUUGUCACAGGGAAAUCUUCCCUUAAACAAAGACUCAUUAUUGACCUGUCGGCACCACACUCAUCGGCUAACCCCAGUCUCAAUUCCCUCAUACCCUCCGAAGAAUUCUCCCUGCAAUACACUACCAUAGAUCACGCCAUUACAGCUAUCAUACAGGCAGGGGUCGGAGCAUGGCUUAGUAAGACCGAUAUUACUCACGCCUUUAAAUUGCUGCCAAUUCACCCUACACUGUGGCACCUGCAUGGCAUCAAGUGGUCCGGGAACUACUACUUUUUCUCCCGAUUAACUUUUGGGUCCAAAAGUAGCCCUGCUAUUUUCGACACAUUUGACGAAGCAUUGUCUGGUUACUAUUGAACAUAGCCAGAUGCCCUACUGUAUUACAUUACCUGGAUGAUUUCUUACUGGUCAAGGAUAACACUUCCCCUCCCAGUAUCCUCAAAGCUACUACCAAGCUAUUCGAGUAGCUAGGUGUCCCAAUCUCCCCAAAGAAAACUGAGGGGCCAGACACGAUUAUCACAUUCCUGGGUAUUCAAUUAGACUCCACCAAAAUGCAAGCAAGCUUGCCACACGACAAGAUAGGAAACAUUCUUACCUACAUCAACCACUACCUUCAGCUCGGUACUUGCAACCGCAAAGAGCUACAGUCCCUGCUGGGUUCUCUAAAUUUUGCCAUGCGUAUCAUACCUCAAGGCCGCUCUUUCAUAUCACGACUCUUGUAUCUAUUUCCACUCUUCCUACACGACACACACAGGUUUCCUUAGAUACCCAAGCUACGGCAGACUUACGCAUGUGGAAGAAAUUUUUAACCACUUGGAAUGGUAAAAGUAUGUUCCUCCCUCAAUUGACUGACUCUUCACCUACCAUUUGGUCAGAUGCGGCAUCUACCACAGGUUUUGCAGCAAUUUUGGGAACGAAUGGCUUUGGGGCAGCUGGCCUAAAGCAGUUCAGGAUUUGGAGGGUUUUUGCACUACCUCAGCUCUCUUUGAGAUCUAUCCCAUCGUGGCGGCUGCCGUAGCAUGGGGUCAUUUAUGGGCAAACUUGCCAGUACGUUGCUAUUCAGAUAACCAGGCAACCUGUUACAUCAUCAACAAAGGUUGUUCCAAAUCCCUUACGAUCAUGAGAUUUCUGAGGAAACUCACUUGGUUGGCUGCUUGUUAUAAUUUCUUCCUGUAUUGUUUCCGUGUUCCAGGUGUAUGUAACACAGCUGCUGACAGUUUGUCUCAUUUUAAAUUCCAGGCAUUCCAUCAAGCACUCCCGUCAGCCGCACUCACAGCCACAACUACUCCAGUAUUUCAGCAACUAGUACUGGACUAGACACCAUUAUGCAUCAUAGCAGGGCACUGCCCCAACUGGCACUGUCAAACAAUACACACAAAACAUACAGACAGGGCCUUUACAUUAUUCAAAAGAUUCCUUUCGGAACAUAACAUCAUGCAACCAUUUGUCAUGACAUCUUUGUUGGGGUUUGCUUCUUUUUGUCACCUUAUACUUAAGAUGUCAUACAACACCAUCAAACUUUAUCUAACAGGCAUUCAACACCAUGUGCUAACCUUACAACCAAACAACACAAGUUUCAUGGCCUCUCACCAGAUUAAGACUAUCCUCAGGGGCAUUCAGAAAUCUGAACCCACACGUACAUCACAGAGGCUACCCAUAGACAACCAUAUUUUCAAAGCAUUGUCUAACCUGCUCGAUUUAAAACCUUUUGACACCAACACAAAUUCUGUCAUCAAAGCAGCAAUCUACAUAACUUUCUAUGGAUUCCUAAGACCUAGAGAAUUCACUACGACCAACGCCACACAAUCUACUCCUAUUCUCCUCUAUUCCCACUUAACAAAACCCAUGGAUCAUUACAUCCUCACUCCAAGACCAGUCAGCAAGCUCCAGUAAAAAUAGCAUACUAUCCUACGCACAACAGGUGGUGCCCAGUCACGAUCUUUGAUGCAUACAUACAACAUCAUAACUCCAUCAAAACCAUUAUUCAUUUUACAAAGUUCGGUACUCACCACUACAACCUUCAUGAUCUACGUCAGGUCUUUACUCACGCAGCUAGGCCUCAACCCAGCUAACUACUCAGGGCACUCGUUCCGCAUAGGGGCAGCAUAUACGGCCUCCAGUGUUAACAUUCCAGUUCAUGUUAUAAAAGCACUGGGGCGCUGAAAAUCAUCCGCUUACUCACAGUACAUACCGAACCCAGUACAAGAAUUAAGGAAUGCAUUCAAAGACAUGUCUAGUUGAUAUGUGUAUUUGUAUUGGUUGUCUGUAAUAAAUUUGAUUAUUUAAUUUUGCCCUCUUCUUUCUCAGGCCUACCUCAUCGUCGGUUCCGGCACACCACAACCGACUUGCUCUUUUAUACCAUCCUACGUUCAUUAUGGUAUUUUACUCUGUACUAUCAUAAGCACCUAACACAAAUAUUAAGGCCAUUUGGCCUGUAAUUGUGGGAGGUGCUUGUUAUUCACUGCUGGCCUACUUAAGAGACACCCCUUACCUGGCUCCAUACCGUUCAAGGUCAGCGUUGAAUGACCCUCCCACCACACCACAUUAUAAAUAAUUAUUUUCAUUUUUCAUUUCUUUUUCCUUGGUAAGCCCUCUUCUUUCUCAGGCCUACCUCAUUGUCGGUUCCGGCACACCACAACCGACUUGCUCUUUUAUACCAUCCUACGUUCAUUAUGGUAUUUUAUUCUGUACUAUCAUAAGCACCUAACACAAAUAUAUAUAUAUAAAAAUUUUAUUAUUUUUAUAUAUUUAUAUAUAUAUAUAUAUGUGGCUGAUUAGAGUCUACAUGUCUGCAUUUGGGGAUCCGGAAAAUAAAAUAAUCGAUUGCAAAUCAGACCAACUAUGCUGGUUGCCUAGAAAAUGGUGAAUAAAGUAAAACAUUGGCUUGUUGACGUUUAACCCUAGAUAUCUGAAGGAACUUGAAGUCCAGUAUAUUCCCAGUUUCCCCUAUCAUUGUCAUUAACUUGCCAAUGGAGUGUUUCUAUAUGUAUAUACAAUUUUUAAUUUAGAAAAAAAAAUGCCAAGUCAUCAUUGCUUUAAUUUACACAGAUGUCACAUAUUGUGGACUUUUUUUUUUUUUUAUAGCUUUUUGAUAUUUUUAAAGGGACACUAUAGUUACCUGAACAACUUUAGCUUAAUGAAGCAGUUUUGGUGUAUAGAACAUGCCCCUGCAGCCUCACUGCUCAAUCCUCUGCCAUUUAGGAGUUAAAUCCCUUUGUUUAUGAACCCUAGUCACACCUCCCUGCAUGUGACUUGCACAGCCUUCCAUAAACACUUCCUGUAAAGAGAGCCCUAUUUAGGCUUUCUUUAUUGCAAGUUCUGUUUAAUUAAGAUUUUCUUAUCCCCUGCUAUGUCAAUAGCUUGCUAGACCCUGCAAGAGCCCCCUGUAUGUGAUUAAAGUUCAAUUUAGAGAUUGAGAUACAAUUAUUUAAGGUAAAUUACAUCUGUUUGAAAGUGAAACCAGUUUUUUUUUUUUUGAUGCAGGCUCUGUCAAUCAUAGCCAGGGGAGGUGUGGCUAGGGCUGCAUAAACAGAAACAACGUGAUUUAACUCCUAAAUGACAGUGAAUUGAGCAGUGAAAUUGCAGGGGAAUGAUCUAUACACUAAAACUGCUUUAUUUAGCUAAAGUAAUUUAGGUGACUAUAGUGUUCCUUUAAAUAAUCAAGAUUUUAUAUUUUAAAAUAAUCAAGACUAAGCAUUGUUGCAUCAUUUUGUUUUUUUAUUGCCAAAGGGAUUUGUGCAGUUUAUUAAAUAAAAAAAAUAAAAACAAUAAAAAAUAAAUAUAAACUUGUGGAAUAUAUAAGCAUUUUAUACAGGAAGUUUAUUCGGCCAGGUAUUAAGCCAAAAGAAUGUUGAACUGCAAAUAUUUAGGAUCACGUCAAAUCCAGUUUUCUGUCAUCUUUUCUUAGUAUGUAAAUUUAAAUAGUCAAAGUAUCUGCUAAAGCUCAGAACUCUUUAACAGUAUUACAAACACCUUUUACAAUGUAUUCACUGCACAGUAAAUGUGACGAUUUACAUGGAUACAAACCAUAUACCAACCUGUAUAUUAAAUGUCUGACAGGCUGACACAAACUACCAUUGACGCCAUGCUUGUAUACUGAUACGUUUAUUUUAUUUGUAUUUGUUUUUUUAUAAAUAUAUUUUUGUAUUGUUUAAAUAAACAUCAAACAGUCUAUCUAUUUCAGGGGUGCCCAAAAGGUAGACCCCCAGAUGUUGUAGAACUUAAACUUCCAUGAUGCUUUGCAUGCCUUUAGAAUGCUUUAGAACAGGGGUCCUCAAACUCCUGCCCCCCAGAUGUUGCUGAACUACAACUUCCAUGAUUCUUUGGCUAUCUAUGUAAUUUAAAGAAUCAUGGGAGUUGUAGUUCAGCGACAUCUGGAGGGCCACAGUUUGAAGAACUCUGCUUUAGAAUGACAAAGCAUCACGGAAGCUGUAGUUUUAAAACAUCUGGGAUCUACCUUUUGGGAUUUCUUGAAAAUUUUGAGUUUACGUACAUUAUCACUUGAUGCCUAGCUAAACCUUUCUCAUACUGCGAAGGCAGAGCAGAAGGACGCCAAGGGCAGAGCUAUUGAAUUCCAGAGCCCCAACUUCAGUGUUAGGACACUCUUGCUACAUAAUACCAAUGAGCUGAAGUUGUUAUGGUGGUGAGAUUGUUCCUUUAAAAAAAACAAAAAAAACACAUACACACACACACUCUCUCUCUUUAUCUCCAACUUUCUAUUUCUUUAAAGCUCCUGCAGUUUGGUGUGUGAAAGGGAUGCCAAUCUUUAUUCUUUAUCAUGUUUUUAUGCUAAUUGUUUUUGAAUGUUGAAGAGGGAAAAAAGUGCAAUAUAUAAUAAUUAUUUAAUAUAUAAUAAAUAUAGAUAAUGGCUUUAUCUAUUUUUUUUAUGUAUUUUUUUUUUAUUUGAAAAGCUUAUUUGUACGAGCUCAUAAGCAAAAAUGAACAAUAAUGACAAUAGACAUUGUGAUUUUGUUACAGAAUACAUGGAGGAGGAUUGAGACAUUAAUGUAAACAAAUAACACAUAAUUGAUAACAGCUUAGCGUAUUGGAUCCUUAUGAGCAUGUUGAUUGGUACAGAGUAAGUUGGUGUCUACCAACUGAGUCGUACAGUAAAUUGGUUGGCAUGUAGUCUGUAUUGGGGGAUAGUGGAAAUAAUUCUGGGCUCUAUGAGAGAGUGUGGUAUAGUCAAUCCAUCCAUGUUGACGGGGAUUCUGGCAUUGGAGGGUGAAGUGAUCAAUGGUUGUAAAUUAGCACUGGCGAGAAUGGGAGGGGGGAGAGAGGGUAAAGAAGGGUAAUAGAGGUGGGAAGAGAAGGGGUGCAGGAAAGUGAGUUGGUAAGAGGAGGGGAAAAGAGAUAAAGAGGAAGAAGGGGGGGGGAGGUGGAAAAGGGGUGUGUAGAUUGGUGGACGAUGUCCGCCCCAUCUCUCCGCCACCCCACAGACACCACCGCUGCGUUGCGUCAUUCAUCCAAUGGAGAUUGGACCUAGACCAGAUUUGGUCCUGUAUGUUACCGUGGUGUCAGAGGUGCGGUCAGAUCUGUUAUAUCAGCAGUUAACGGUCUAGACUCCAGUUUUACUCAUCUGGUAAUCCGCCAUAGUGUUCAAUGAAUCCAGAUCUUCUUGUAUAUCUGAUUUCUCCCACCUCACGUCAUGAUAAGGACCAUGGUCCUUAUGUCCGGUUCCGCCAUACGUAUUUCGUGAAAGUACUGUGUAUCUGAGCGCAGAAAGUCUGGGGGACGAAGAUGGGAAGCGUCUGUAGGAGAUAUAGGAAGCUUGGGAGCAUGUUCAUUUUUAGAACAUUCACUUUUCCAAGCCAGGUGAUGUGCGGCACGGACUAUUCCUCCAAAUUCUUAAAUAUGCGGUCUAGGGGAGGGAAGUUGCAUCUGAAUUUGUGAGAAAUGUCCGCAGUGAUCCAGAUGUCUAGAUACUUUAUCACAUCUUUACACCAUUCCAUCGGGAAUUGCGCCUUCAGAGAGGUGAUCAAGGUACGGUCACAGCCGAAGUGUAAUAUUUUGGAUUUUGAGUAAUUGAUUUGGAGGUUUGAAAGUGAGCUAUACUUUUUGAAUUCAUGCAUAAUGGAGAGUGAAAAUUGUGGGUUCUGAAUAGUGAAUAAUAAGUCGUCAGCAUAGGCAGAGAUCUUGCUUACUCCCCACUUGCUGCGUAUGCAUGUGAUGUCUUGCCUUUCGCACACUGCAUUUAGAAAGGGUUCCAGGCUGAGGACGAACAGCAGAGGGCAACCCUGUCGAGUGCCAUUUCAUAUAUGGAACGGAUGGGACAGUGUGCUAUUCACGUAUACCCGUGAUGACGGAUUAUUCUACAAGUCUACGAUCCAUGCCCUCAUUUUUGCACCUAAUCCCAUUUGCUGCAAUGUCGCAAACAGGAAAGUCCACUCUACCCUGUCAAAUGCCUUCUCCGCAUCUGUGGAUACCAGGAGUGUUGGUGAAGAUCAUGUCCGGGCUUUGUGUGUCAAAUUGAGUACUUUGGUAGUGUUAUUCUCUAUUUUUUACAAACCCCACCUGGUCUGGGUGGAUCAGUUUCAGUAGAAUAGGUUGGAUGCUAAGAGCUAGGAUCUUCGCAAAUAGUUUCAGGUUGGUGUUCAACAGGGAGAUUGGCUUGUAGCUGGGGCAUGCGGUGGGGUCUUUACCCUCCUUCGGGAGCACCACUAUGUGUGCCAUUAAUGUGUUGGGGUCGAGGGUACCUCCAUCCUUGAUCGUAUUAAACAUGUUGAGUAGGUGGGGUGCAAGAUUUUUGAAAUAUGUUCUAUAUAUUUGAUGGUGAGGCCAUCUGGCCCUGGGCUCUUCCCAUUUUCAGCCAGUUUCAGAGCCAAGGACAGAUUUUCUGCUGUGAUCGGUUCAUUCAGGGAGCGAAUUGUGUCUGCUUUGAUCCUGGAUUUGAGGUGUGUGGUGAGGUAUGUGUUUUGAUUAGUAAGUCUGUUUAAGUCGUGGUCUCCAGUUUCCGUGUCGUGCUUGGGUAGGUUGUAUAGGGAUUUGUAAGACAGGCGGAAGCCCUCCGGAAUCGCGGGUAGUUCCGUUGUGCUUGAUUUCGGAUAUAAAGCACUUCUGACAGUUUUUUUUUUUCCUCAAGGCUCUAACUAGAAUUUUUCCGCUUUGGUUACCAUAUUCAUAGAACGCUUUUUCGGCCAAGCAAAAUUUAAAUGCGAUCUUAUGGGAGAGGUGUGAGUUCAGGUCCGCCCUGGCCAGGACCAGUUGCUUAUAUGUGUCUUCGUCUAGAGUGUGUUUAUGUAGUUUUUCCAGGUCUGCUAUUUUCAACGUAAGGUCAGCUAUUUCCUGUGAGCGUUGUUUUUUGUGUUGUGCCCCAUGUCAAAUCAGGAGACCUGGAACCGUGCAUUUAUGUGCUUCCUAUAUAGUCUCCGGAGUGCAGUCCGGUCUUUGGUUUGUGAGGAAGAAUUGUUCUAACUGGGUUUGAAGUUCUGUUUUGAUCAGGGGGUCUUCUAUCAAUGACUCGUUGAGUCUCCAUACCCAGGGUUUCUGGAAAGGGAUGGGUGACGUAAUUGUGAUGAUGAUGGGGGCGGAGUCCAUGUAUGGGGUAGGGAGAGGUGAGAGAGAAGAGAGGAGAAAAAAGGGGGGAGGAGGGGCGAGAGUGAAAGUAAAGGGAGACCACUCAAGUGCACCCAGCGAGUACGCCGAGCUGGCUCCCAGCUAGGGGCACGUGAGGGAGCGGUAGCUGUAAGGGCGGAAAAUUGAGGUGGUAAGAGUGCCAGUGAGGUCUUGGGGUUGUAUUGGGUAGUGCGAGUUAUGGAGGGAGAAAAGCCCUAUAUGUGUCGUCCCCGGUCACCUGUUUGCCCUCUUGUGAUAUGAUGGAGAGAGAAGAGAGAAAAAAAAAGGGGGGUAAUUUGCGGGUUUGCCAGGGGGAGAAUGCUCCUAGCACCCUUAUCCAGUGGUGUUUGAGUAAACCUGUGUAGGUGUUGGUGGUGUGUCCCAAGUCAGUUGUGAGUGACCAAUUAACUGUUACAAAAAAUGGUGCAGUCGUCCAAACCCUACUGCCAAUGAGCAAAGUGAUCGGAAAACAACAAAGAUAUAGCAUCAAGUUAACUUAACAACAUUUUCCAACAAUUUUCAAUUACCAAUUAUUUAACCAGAAUAUGUACCUACAAUUGGAGAUAAGUAUAUCCAAUGGAAACCAGCCACUAGGAGACCUGUUCUGUCGCUUGUGCCUUGCAAGUAAUAAUUAGCAAUCGACUGAGUAAUACUUCUCUAGGAGGUAAUGUGGGUGGCUUAGAGAAGGAAGAAAGAGAGUAAAAAAUAAAUAAAGGGAAAGGGCAGAGAAGGGGGGGAAGAACACAUUAACUGUCCGUUUGGCGAGUUAUAGUAUUUAUACACAUUCCUGAGUACUUUUGAUCUGGUCAGGCCUGCAGUUUUAAAACCUAGGCCACCCUUGCAUCUAACAUAAGCACAUGUGAGAAGGAGAUGGAAGAGAAUGGGGCGGGGGUAGGAGGGAGAGAGAAAAAAAGUAAAAAAAAAAAAAAUGUAUUGAAAAGAGUAUCAAUGGGAAAGUAUGGAAUGCCUUUGCUUUCCCCAGGACACAAAAUCUAAUCAAGACUGUUGGAAGGUCCAUCAGGCUAUUUAUGAUCUAUGCUACGCUCUCUGCUGAAAGUGCUGCCAGUUAGAGCAUUAUUGGAACAGCUGUGAGGUAUGAGGGUCCGGUAAUACAGCUCGUGCCGCAGCUGCGGUCACCCAUGCACACUUGGUAUCUGUGUUGGUUGAAAUAGUGCGAGUAGGCCAUGGGCCUAGAUGUGUGAGUGUACGGGCCUACGCUUGGUGUCUUCAUAGUUAGACGUUUGCUGUCAACUUUCUGUGCUAGAGUGUUGUCAGUAUGCUAUAUACCAAAGUGUGCUAUUUUUUGGUAUUUCCGAACUGGGCCUUUGUCUCUAGCUGUUAUGUAGAUCUUCAACAUGGUGCCGCAGGUCUGUGAACUGUCUGGCAUGUGUGUCCAUGAUCUUGAGUGGUGAGCAUGCUGCCACAGGGCCUGCGGUUUUCAGGGCCUUCACCCUCCCCUCUAGGUCUGUCAAAGAGGUGCGGAGUGUAGCAAUCUCCGUUCGGAGAGUGGAUUUUACCUCCUGCACUAUUGUCUGGAGAUGCUCCUUCUUAGGGAGCAACGCGAAAAAUGCAUACCAGUCUGGGGUAGUCUUUCCCUGUGUGCAGGCAUCUGUCAGCUGGCUGUCCUUCGAGACGGUGAGGCCCGGGGAAGAGGGCGCCACAUGUGAGGCCUCGUGUUGCGAUGCAAGGAUCCCUGGGGUUUGCAGGUAACUGUGGAUGGACGCUGAUGGAGCCUUUCCUUGCAGCCUGGGUGUUGAGGGGGUCAUUUGUAGGCAUUUUGUUCGGCCUAUGGGUUCUUAGUUGUUGUGGUAUGAGGCUGAUUGAAGCAGCAGAGUUUGGAGCUUGGGAUUCAAGUGGCCAUUCUCAUUUUGCGCCAAGCCAUGCCCCCUAUAUAAGAAUUUUAAUACAUUAUUAAUAAUAAUAAUUAUUUAUUUUUCACUUUUGGCCAUGUGGAAUUUACUGAUAUUAAGGUUACAAAAUCAGUUUACAUUGAGUCACUUGCUAUCCUACGGCUUCAUUAUAAUCAUUCCUCUUGUUGCCAAGGAUUAAUCUGCGGGCAACCAUCAAUUACCAAAGUCAAAUCUGUUAUGAUCGUUGUAUUUAGUUAAGCGGAAGUCUGUGUCUGAUGUUUUGUCUCUCAGUCUGAGUGUCUAAAUGUGUUCUGAUGGUUCUAUAAUAGCAGCCAUUGAUGACUUUCAUUUGCUAAGCGAAUGCAUGCACUUGUUUUUCCAGGGAAAGUCAUGACACUAUUGGACAGAAAACAUUUUCACUGCAGAGACAAAUAUUUUUUAAACUGCUUUUCAAUGCCAUGAGCUGUAUGUUUGUGGGGGUUUUUUACAAUGAAGAACAACUUCACUGACUUUGUUUUUAUUGCAUAUAGAAAAAAACACUGUAUUACUAUUGGUAUUUAUAUAGCGCCAACAUAUUACGUAGAGAUUUUCAAUAUUAUAAGAGGGAAAUUUAACAAUAAAUGAGACAAUUACAAAAUGUUACAGGAACAAUAGGUCGAUGAGGAUUCAGCUCAAACGAGCUUACAGUCUAGAGAAUAAAAUCUAUAUAAUUUUUAGGGGCUGUUCAUUAAUUUCUGAUCUGACAACGAUCAAGUCUAUAAUUUAUAUGACAAAAUAAAAGCAACUUUGUAAGUGGUCUAAUGGAAUUACUUACAGGUGCACUUCAUGUGGCUGCCUUAACCAAGAGAUAAAGGAGAAUCGUCACACGAAUCUUAAUUGCCCAUAAUUUGUUAAAGUUGUUUUGGUUUAAAUAUAUAUUGAUAUUUGAAAGAAAUGACAUUCCAAUCUAGCUCACUACAGGCACAGCUAUGGCACACAAUGCAAAUGAGGAGAACAGAAUUUUUUUUUUUUUUUCAUUUUCUACGUUCAGUGAUACUUACAUUAAUGGCAGAAAAAGGCAACAUUAAUAAAAAAUGACUGUCAGUGAGCCAAGAUGGAGAUUCCCAAUUGCAGGAUAGAGAUAGAGUUGCAGGAUAGAGUGGUAAAUACAGCAGUGUGGACGGCUACAUAUUUAUUUUUCAGACCUCACAAAGAGAUCACUGUUAUAUACAAGGAUCAGUAAACCUAUUAUGAAAAAUCCUAGAAAAUGGCAGUUUCACUUUAAAGUAUUUAUAUAAGUAUCUAAAAUCAGGGCUCAAAAUUUCUACUAGCAAUCGGUGAGCAAAAAUGUAACCCUAGUGAGUAGACAUUCACCCCAGGUGAAUGUGCCAUGGACUCUCCAGGCUUGCACAGCAAGUAACUUUAAAGGCCUGGCUAAUGGCAAAGGACUUGAUAUUUAAUCCAGGAGCUAUUUAUAUCAGACUUUUAGACCUUUUACAACUUUUAUCUUGGCAACAUGCUGGAAAGAUGACUGUUCUUAUAUGGAAAUUGUCAUUGUUUCUCGUUAAUUUGUCAUCCGGAUUACAUAUUUACAUACACUUUAUUUACACAUUUUGUAAGUCUUUCAAACUGUACUAUUUAUGAGAUACCUGAACUUGCAUUAAUAAACUAAAAGCAUAUAGUAGAAUAUCUGAUUUUAUAAACCACUUUAAAACAAGGUGAUUAACGUGUAUGACACAUUAUUUAAUUGUAGCCCAAGUUUGUACAUGCAGUGUUAAUAUUUUUUUUUUAUGUUCUGUUUUGUUAUGCAUUACUUAGACGCGUAGAACGUAGAAUUUAUCUGCACUUAACAAAUGUGGUUUCAUACGUCAGAUGAUGUUGUUUGAAAGUGUUGUUUGUUUUUUUCUAGUUAAAUCAAAGAAUCUAAUCACCUAUUAUUCCUGUAAUAUUUUGUAUUUGUCAAAUGCAUUGUUAAAUUUCCACCUUUUAUAAUAUUGUAAAGCACAGCAGAAUAAGGUGGUGCUAUAUAAAUGCCAAUGAUAAUAAUAAUAUUACUAAACUGCAAUGUUUUGUGCUAGGAGUGAAUGUAUCUUUAAACUGUACUUUUGGGAGCAUUUGCUUAAUACCUUAGAAAUAAUAUUAAAUGUUAAGGUCAUUUGUUACAGUGGGUGGGAAAAUGUACAAUGCAAAAAAAAAAAUGCACACCAAUUUCUUAAUUAAAGAACACAAGGGAGAGUAACAUAGAAAACUGAUCCCUAGUGUCUACAAAGACCACACGCAACCAUAACUCCCAUAAAGUGUAAACAAAUUGAAAUCUGUUAUUUUAAGUGGUUUAAAUAAAUGUUAAUGUUCUUAGGGAAUAAAUUGUUUUGCAAAAAAAAUAAACAUUUACUGAAACCAUAAUAUCUUCCGAUCAAUUGAUACUCUGGGGCUUUACAAUUAAUAUAUUUCUGAAAUACAUGGACCACUCCCUUUGUAAAGAACUGGUUUGCACUAUCACAUUUCAGAGUUCCACUGACCCAUCAAAUUUUAUGGACUUAUUCAGUAUCCGCAGAGUAUUGCUAGCACUGAUAUGUCCAUCCCUAAUACUGAAUAAAAGCAGAUAAGUCAUCUGGUCCACCUGUCAAGCCAUUCCCUAUUAAAAAGCAAAUGUUUUAUUCUUUAUUCUGUUUCACAAUAAGGCAAGUCACAUCAUCCAACCCAUCUGCUUGUAACCUUUUCCCCUUGCCCAUCCUCAUCUUAUGGCCAUCUCUGCUCCAACUGUAGCUCUUCACCACCUCUGUUCCUUGCACCACCUGUCCUCCUCUCUUCUUCCACCAUCUCCAACAGGGGAUCCAUAUUGUUUUGUUACUAAAGAUGACACAUGGUCAAUUCUCUCAUCUUAAAGGAGCACUAUAAGGUCAGGAACACAAACAUGUAUUCCUGACCCUAUAGGGUUAAAACCACCAUCCUGCCAUCCUGGUCCCCUCAUGCCUCCCUAAAAAUAGCAAAAUCUUACUUGUAUUUAAGUCUGGAGUUGCUAGCUCUGGCUCUCUUUCCUUUAGACCUGCCCACUGCCUGCUGACAUAAGCAGAAGUGUUAGCCUGAACAAUCACAGUGCUUCUCCAUAGGAUUGGCUGAGACUGACAAAGAGGCAGAUCAGGGGCUGUAGAAUAUUGCAUAUUCUAUGUUUCUAUUAAUUAUAUAUGGAUGUGUGGAUUGACAUAACUAACAGAUGGUAUCAAUAAGUCACAAGGCUUUCUUUGUCCGAGAGCUCUGGAAUGUGGAUUCGGGGGUCUUGUCCUUAUAUGGCAAGAGUUAAACGCUGACGUUAGUAUUAGCACAUCUAUAUAGUAACAGAGGGACACGAGGUCGCUGUCUUAGCUUGGCUCUUGGCUCUGUACAACGAUGUAACUCUCCCAUCAGAAGUCCAGCAAUUACCAUCUGCUGUUGAAUGUCCAUUAUCCUGUAACAUCAUUUAUUAUGUUUUAUUAUGUAUCUGUAACAAAGAAUAAACCUGAAGAAACCGUAAGUCAGAUUGCGUAUUACUACUUUUCAAUAAUAUAGACAUAUAUUAUUGUGGCGAGCAUUUGGCCCAAGAAUAUAUAUACAAAAGACGUAUAUAUAUCAAUCAAUUGAAGACCAGAAGAAAUUAAGAAGAUUCUACAUUAACCCCAUUCCAAAAUUUAGAUUUUACAGGGGCAAAGCCAGCAUGAUUCAAACACAGCCCUGGCCAAUCAGCAUCUCCUCAUAGAGAUGAAUUGAAUCAAUGAAUCUCUAUGAGGAAAGUUCAGUGUCUGCAUGCAGACGGAGGAGACACUGAAUGUUUGGAUGCAUUUUAGGCAGCCAUGACCCAGGAAUGAUCUCUAACAGCCAUCUAAGGAGUGGCCAGUAGAGUUAUCACUAGGCUGUACUGUAAACACUGCAUUUUCUCUGAAAAGUCAGUGUUUACAGCAAAAAGCCUGAAGGUAAUGAUUCUACUCACUAGAACAAAUUCAAUAAGCUGUAGUUGUUCUGGUGACUAAAGUGUCCUUUUAAAUAUAUUAAAAUAAUGCAGACUCUUUUCAUGUUGGCCUUUGUGUGAGCUGUUCCACUACCAAGUUAACUUAUGGUGAAUCUUUGGCAGCCCGUAUGGCAUUUUAAGAGUCAUGGUGAACACAAGCUACAAACAUCUAGAAUUCCAAAGAUUGUCUUUCACUGCUGUAAAUUUAUGAUUGCUGCUCCACAUUUCCCUAGAAUAUUGGCAGCCUAUAGAAGCUGUUCUGGCAGCCAUUCUGUGAAGGAAAUUCCAGAUGGUAACAUUGAAGCAGGUUCCUUUUGAGGCAUAGAAGGUCUUAUAGUCAGAGGAAGAAACACAGCAAUCCCCCAUGUUCUAUUGUCCCGGGUGCCUGUAGGGCAGAUAUGAUAACCCUCUGCACCUAUUACAUUAUCCUGUAUUUAUAUACACCUGUGCCAAUAACUUUAAAAAUGUCUUUCCUUCUACCAUCUGUUCAAUAAAUCCUUCUUGAUCAUCAUAGCUAAUUAUUAUACUAUACCACUUCUACAUUCAUCACAUUAAAUUCUGGGGUUUUUUUUUUCAAAGAGGUGUUGUUUGUAAAAUUGUCAUUCACAACCAGCCCGAUUAACUUUACUUUUUUCUGUUGCGUUGCAACUUGGGACUAGUUGGUUGGACAGUGCACCGUUUCUUUUUGUUGAAGAAUUAAAAGCUUCCCACACUAACAGCUCUGUGGAAAUCUUCUGUGUACUAACCAUUUCCAGGUUGUUUGUAGACACGCUUGAUCUUAAAUCUCCUUCUCCUGUUACUUUGUUAGUAUUGAUUUGUUUUCUGCAAUGCACCAUUGGUAAAAAGAUUAGCUGUAAUAUGAAGGCAUUUAGGCCUCAGAGAUUAAAUUACAGAACGCAACUGUGUGAUUUUUCUGGGAACAAAUACAAGCAAGUGAAAUGUCAAAUUAAAUUUAACUUAUCAUCUUCUGGUCAAUUCCACAUCUUCCAAAUUUUUGACAGGCCUUUUAAAGUACAAUUAUCCAAAAAACAACACAAUGGGCUAGUUGAAUUUUUGGAAAUGCAUAGAUUAAAUAUUCUGGUAAAUUUGCGGCAUGUAUGAUCCUCUAUCUAGGAAGGAGUAGAAUUAAGUCUGAAUUACAGCACAUAUUUUAAACACCUUGCCAAUCAACAAGUGCUAUUGUUUUUAGGAUAGUGUUUUAUAAUCUUACUAGCAGUGAUGUUUAUGCAGGUCUUUUCACAAGGUAGCCCAUUUUACUUGCUAUGGUUAUUAGGUCUAUAUUAUCUUAUAGCUCCUUCUUUCUGCUGAUUCUGAAAGUCUCAAUGUUAUUGAACCUCGGGUUCUCUUCCUUUUAACUCGUGACCCCCACUAUCUGCGAAGUUACUUGGCAGGGUCAGGCAAACCUGGAAAGAAAUGGUUUUAAAUGUGAUUUAAAAAAAAAAAAAAUCCCUACACUUAAUUACCAUUAACUUGAAAACUGGACUAAUUUUUUAAAUGAAAAGCCAGUGGGAUCAUUAAACAGAACAGUUUCACAACAGUGGUCUUACGUGUCAAAUUGCUGCAACAAUAAAAACUGGGCCAGCUUUUUUUUUUUUCAGUUUAGAGAAAUAAAAUAAAGAUCACAUAUCUCACCUGUCUUAAAAAUCAGGCGACCUUAUUUCAAUCUCUUGCUGCAGAGGUUAUAUUCCUCAAUAUAUAAAAGUAGAAAUUAAUCAAUACACUGCUCUGUGAGCGGACCACCUUUACAAGCUACCCACCACGAUUGAUUACAAUUGCCUUUGCAAGUUUUUAAAAGGGACAAUCUGCAUUAAGAACAUUCUUCUGUUCGGGUUACUGCAGCUUCAAAUGAGUUUCCAUGGGGCUGCCCUGAAAUUUGACCACUGGAGGAAUUGUAGUAAUCACAAGAGAAACAGGAUGGCAAGGCAAAGGAAAGGCUAGUAGGUGAGCAGUUGUUGUCAUGCAGGGCUGAAAGGCUUUCUAGCGACUUUAAUCAUUUUGCCCAUUGCCUAUAGCAUAGGGAGGGAAAUACAAAGUGUAGUCAAGUUAAAGCCUUUUGAAAAGUGCAGACGAGCACACUGCCUUCAGAACUGUUGCAUCAUUGUUGUUUUUGGAUGAUAAAAAGAUUAGUCUGUGUGUUUAUUUUAUUUAUUAUGUUUAACAACCGGGUAUUGAGACUUUCUUCAUUUUGCACAAUGCAAUAAUAUUAAAUAGGUCCUUAAAUACGUGGUGCAAAAAGUAUACAGAUAAUUUAAUUCUUUUGAUGAUAAAUGGAGUUUUAAGAGUCUGUUAAUGUUUUACAAAGAAAUACAGGUAUAUUUAUGUAUUUAUUUAUUUUUGCAAAGUAAUUGCUAUGAGCCAGAUUUCGUCUAAUAACAUGUUAUGUGGUUUGUUGAGGUGACUUUAAAGGGGUACUAACAUGGACAGAGCUUAAUUUGUGUAACUGAUCUUGGUUAAAGGAACACUGCACACAAAGAAAUUGCCACUUUUUAUAAUUGGUAGCAGAAACUGACAGCCAUAGAAGUUGUCUUCAACAUCCAUUAGCUCCACAGAGCUGAUGAAAGAAGGAGGUGCGCUAAGCUAGAGGGCGUCUGCCUUUCCCUCUUCUCACUAAACCGGAUUAAAGUCCUUUGAGAAGAAUAGGAAAACUGUAAUCUUGUGCGUGCCUGUCUCACUCAUGACUCUAGUACAGAGACUUGUCAACGAGAAGCCGCUGAUUGGUGUAUUCCCCAACAUCUGUGCCUAUGGGAAAAAGGGAAGUUUCGUAAAGGCUGCAGAUAAGUUCUGUAGCUUUUGCAAGUUCUUUUUAGAUUGCCCCCCAAAUAAAACAUGGAGAAAUAUAUACAAGCAUGUUUUCGUUAGGGUAUAUCUACUAAAUUGUUUUGUUUUUCUAUAUUCUAACAGUGUGUUUUCUUUUUAAUGGUUGUGUUGUAGAAACAUUUUCAUUACUCUUUACGCAAUUGUUGUGGUUUGUUUGUUUUUUCUUUUCCUGCCGUGACAGAGAUUUCGUACGUUAUGUCAAAAUGCUGUCACUAUGUACAUAGUCAAUUUACUGGUUAGUUUUCAAGCAGCAAAGCAAAACAUAAUUAAAAAAGUAUUUUUUUUUUUUUUUUUAGGUUUUAUAUAAAAUAUGCCUGCAGCAAUCAACAGGUGUUCAUUAUUGGAUUAGAACUAUGAUCUUGAAUAAGUGGAAGCUUCAUUAUGGGAACAUUAAUGUGCCUGAGCAAAGGGGUGGGUUUUUUUGUGUGCAUUUUUUUUUUUUUUUUUUAAAUGGUAGUUUAAAAGGCAGUGUCUGUGUGCUAAAACUGCAACUUUGCAUCCAAUCUUUGUGUAAAUACAGAUUUUCCAUGCUGGCAGAUGCAUUUCUUUUUUGCUCAGCAAUUGGCCGUUAACUUGGCUCAUCGAGUUUUGGAGUGUUCUACUCUGUAAACGUGCAUUUGUUUUUUUGGUUUUUUUUGGUUUACACAAGCAAUCAGCCAUCAUUCGAUGUAGACUUGAAAUGCAUGUGUGCAACAUUCAAAUAUUUGGAUGCUGAAAGGAGAGGAGAUGAUAUUUCCAUGCUGAGAUGUUGGGCAUUGAGUGACAGACUAAACACUGCAGCAGUUUUUGUAAAUGUAGGGUGCUUGUAGGUGUCCCUUCUUGUGUAGUGCCCACAAACCUUUAUUUCCGCAAGCUUCACUUUGUACUAAGACAGCUUUUAUUUCAGCAUUGGCAAAACACAAAUCAGCUUGGCCUGCGUGUCAUUUCUGUUCAGUAAGCCAUGAUUUUGAACGGAAAUACUGAUAAUAUAUACAGUGACUUAAUCAUUUACAGUAUAUACAGUAAUUUAAUAAUGAGCAGUGUUCUCUCGGUAAAGCCCUCUCACCACUUUGUCUUAAAGGCUGCUAGUUGGAGUCUUUUGACCCUCACAAGGAUGAAGUAAAUGAUCAGCGUAUCUCUAUAAAUGAUGGGUACUUUGUGAUAUCAUAGAGCUAACUAAGAUGUCACACUACAUGACACAAAACUAGUUGAGGAUUGCCUUUUGCUAUUCAGGUCCAAUGAAUACCAAAGUAUACAUUUUUUCUUUUUUGUUUCUUACGUUAAGCUAGGCUUGUUAUCUCUGUUGUCUGAUCGAUUUCUCGUGAGUUUGAAAAAUAGUCUGUGCGGCAAGCAUUACCCCUUUUUGUAAUUGAAUAUGUUGGGUGUUAAUCAUGAUGACGUUGUUUGGUAUGUAAGCCAUAAAUCAGAUGCUUGUACUGGGCUCUUCCAAUUACAUUGAACUUUAAUUCAUACCCAGCCAGAUAAAUACUUAUUACAAUGUGUUUCAGAGGAGGUUACAAACAUUGUGUGAUACAUGGCUGUCACCAUUGGAUGACCCCUUUGACAAAUUGUUAUCCUUUUUUACUGUUGUAUCCAUGAGCACUGCUGCUACAACAUACACUACUACAACAGGAUUAUUGGCACUGCUAUCUGAUGUGUUUUUGUUUAUUUUUUUAACGUGUAUAAAUAUAGAACCUCUUGCAUUCAAUAACUGCCAAAGUGCCAUGAAAGAUCUCUCAUGCAGAGACUGACAACAAGGGUCAGCAGGCAUGGUAGGUUCAAGUGCCUUAUUGUCUUCUUUAAAGGAUCUCUAUAGUGUCCGGAAAACAAACCCGUUUUCCUGUCACUAUAGUGCCCUAAGAGUGCCCCCUCCCUUACUUAAUCCAGCGCCGGGCCCCCUCGGCACUGGUGACCUCUGCUCCCCCGCCAACGUCAGCUCCCGAGUGGAGCAGAAUGCACAUACCGCGCACAUUCAAAUAGUCCAUAGGAAAGCAUUUCUCAAUGCAUUCCUAUGGACGUUCUGCACGCUGGAUGCGAAUUUCGCAUCCAGCGUCGCAGAUGCGCCUCUGGCGGCUGUGAGGAAGACAGCCACUAGAGGUUGGAUUAACCCUGCUAUGUAAACAUAGCAGUUUCUCUGAAAAUGCUGUGUUUACAUCUGAAGGGUUCAAACUUGAGGGACCUGGCACCCAGACCACUUCAUUGAGCUGAAGUGAUCUGGGUGACUAUAGUGUCCCUUUAAUAUAAGUCAAAGAGAAUACUGAAAUCCAGCUUCUCUUUUUCACAAACAUCUGUUUCUGCUGUUGAUCCAAAAGGUUACAAAAACACUUUGUUGUUUCCACUUGUGCCUCAACGAUUAAAUGCUCCAAGACUAUACAGAUAACUUUUCCUAAACACUGACAAAACUGUAACAAUGGUCUUUGAAACAGUACCUAAAUUACAUAAAUUACAAAAUUCCCAUCUAUGCAUCAGAACAAAAUCACACGGAGUCUGUUCUUUCAAAUACUUUGGUAUGUUGCUAGACCACAAUCUAUCUUUUGACCUCCACAUUGAAAAACCCUCCUGAAACUUUAUCCAAAACCAUGAGCCCUGUACAUAAAUAAAUCCUGCCUAAGUCCCACGGUAAGGAAACAGCGCAACAAACGCUAAUGCCAGUCAUUGAAUAUGAGGGUGUAGUGUAUGCACCUGUGCCACACAGCCACCUUCAUAAACUUACUACGUUGGAUAACUCAUUCUGCCGCAUUUUCUUGGCUGAAGUGUUCAUUUAGAGCUGCACAUAAAUUGGUGCAAAUUUUGUUCAUUAUGUUUUAAAUGGUUAAUGUUAGCAUUAUAUAAAACAUUCUCCCUUGAUUUAUAUUGAUGAAUAUUCAUGGGAAGUUAACACCAAUAACCUGCAUAUAUAAAUAAGAAACUAAUAAAAUGAAAAUAGGUGACUAAGUAGCAGUGGCAAUUAUAUUUAUUCCCACACCACUCCCAGUAAUAAAUGUCACACAGAGUGACUGCAAUCCUAAAUUCCUACUUCAAACAUCUUUACCUGUCCAUCACAUGACGAGAGUGAGAGUGAGAGAGUGUGUGUGUGUGUGUGUGUGUGUAAGUAAAUGUAUGUAAAAUAUCAGUUCUAUUUUGAAUCAUUAAAAAGGCUGGUAAUAUUUACAUUUAAACAGAUCCCAUCAGGCCUCACUGCCUUCCAUCACACAUGCCACACUGCUCUCACUGUUUCUGUUUCUGAAGAGAGUAAACCUGAGGGUAGCUUCCUUUCUAUGACAAAUAGAUUGGUUAAAAGCAAGUGCUUUGUGGAUAAACAUGUGUAUGCUUGUGUGUACAAGUGGAUGUGUCUAUCAGAUUGUGUAUGUGAAAGCAUACCUAUGUUUAUGUCUGUGAGCAUGUACGUGUGUGUCUGGAAGAGUGUGUGAACGUCUGUGUCAGCUGUUCAGCCAGCCAGUGAUUAUAUGAGGUUCCCCAAACAUUCUGAUGAGAUCUCUGCAUACAACCACUCACAACUAUAGAUAUUGUGGUGCAUUGUGUGCCCUGCGUGAUCAUUGUAACUCUUGUAGAAGAUACUUCAGGAUGUAAUAUAUUGUGUUUGUGUAUAUAUAUUUAUAUAUUAUGCACAAACACAGGUUAUGUUAGCUGGGUGUUAUUUCAGUGGGCAGAUCAUGUUUUUCCUGUAUUACACAGUGGGCGAUGUCACAAUGUGAAAUAAAAAAAACAAAAAAAAACAUGUGAGGUGUGAUAUGUUCCAGCCUGUGUGAUUGAGCUACACUCCUAGGCAGCGGCAUAAUUCAGCCCCUCUCCCAUUACUGAUAUGUUGUUAGAGGGGCUGAAGAGGCAUACAUUGUGUCUCUUCACCGCUGCUCUCUCGGCAUAUGGGUGAUGGAAGUUUGGGUUAAUGGCAGCCGCCUCCAAUAAACUGUUUAUGCUUGUGAUUGAGACUCGUUUUGCAAUUGCUGCUAAGAGAGCCCAUUGUCGACAGAGACACAUUGUCAUCUCUUACAAAUCUCCCAGGCCAGGACACACACAUUAAAGGAUCACUAUGGGGUCAGGAACACAAACCUGUAUUCCUGACCCUAUAGUGUUAAAACCACCAUCAUGCCUCCAUAAAUAUAGCAAAAUCUUACUGUAUUCAAGCCUGAAGCUGUAACUCUGCAUGCUGUUUGACUCAGAAAAACAAGCAGUCUGCUUACAUCAGCAGAAGUGUUGGCCUGAUCCAAUCACAAUGCUUCCCCAUAGGAUUGGCUGAGACUGAGAAGGAGGCAGAUCAGUGGCAGAGCCAAAUGAUUCAAACACAGCCCUGGCCAAUCAGCAUCUCCUCAUAUAGAUGAAUUGAAUCAAUGAAUCUCUAUGAAGAAAGUUCAGUGUCUGUAUUAGGCAGCCAUGACCCAGGAAGGAUCUCUAACAGCCAUCUAAGGAGUGGCCAGUGAAGUUAUCACUAGGCUGUAAUGUAAACAUUGCAUUUUCUCUGAAAAAACAGUGUUUACAGCAAAAAGCCUGAAGGUAAUGAUUCUACUCACCAGAACAAAUUCAAUAAGCUGUAGUUGUUCUGGUGACUAUAUUGUCCCUUUAACCCCUUAAGGACCAAACUUCUGGAAUAAAAGGGAAUCAUGACAUGUCACACAUGUCAUGUGUCCUUAAGGGGUUAAGCCCUAGCCCUAAAAAUAUAAAAUAAAAAUAUAUAAAAGACAUAACAUUGAGGAAUAAAUUAGAAGAAAAUAACACUUUUGAUUUUGAGGCUGCUGUAUGUAUAAAUAUAUGCUUUAAUUGAGGUAGACACAUUUUAUGCCAAUAACCUGUCAGUGAUCCAUAAAUCGUUGUUAUUUUUGCAGAUAUGUGCUAAUUGUUUUCCCUCUAAAUAUAUAACCGAAACUUUAAUUUUUGUCAUUUAAUGAUCUUGGAAUUAGAUGCAAUAUUUAUCUGCUUUAAUGAUCACAGAGAAAGUCUUAUAGCUCUCAUCUCCCACUCAUUGUAUAACAUAAUACGUGAUAGUGCUUCCGGACAAUCAUUGCUCACAUCCCGUAGACCACGACAAUAAUUUCAGUCCCGUGGGCUGUUCACUAAAACUGGUUGUGCAACAUUUACUCCAGGAGGUUUCUCAACAAAGGCUGGGAUUUGUUUGUUUUGUACAGCUAUUUGCCAUCCCGGAUUCACUAGUUUUCCUAUGAUUAACGGUAGACAGAUGCAGCAUGAUUAACAGAUACUUUGCAACAGAAGGAUUAGUGCCAGAGGGUUUCCAUGAAACCUCUUUAUCUUAUCGUCAACAUUUUGUAAAAGUGUCUAAAAAAAUUCAGUGUCUAUUGAUCUGAAUUUAAUUCACUGUAAAACUUUUAUUAUUCCAGUUUUUACACAUUUACAGCGCUGCAGGAUUUGUUGGUGCUUUAUAAAUAGUAAUAAUAAUUUAUCUAUAAAAACAUUUUGUUUUUAUAUAUAUAUUUUGGGACUGAUGCUGAUGCAGGAGUAGUGGGAGUUUGAGCACAAGGCUUAAUUUUGUAUGUUAAUAAUUUCAGGUUAGGGAAAGUGUUAUAUGUACACUCUAGAACAUUUGUAAAAAUGCAUGUUUUUGAAUCCUGUUUGUGUAUAUUUGUGCAUACAGAAAGACUGUUUUGGCCCUCCCUAGUCAAUUCUUCUUAGGUGUCUGAACUCUUCUCAAUAUAAAGCACAGGCCACAUUGUCACAGGUACUAACUUACCCCAGAUAGCAAAGCAGUUUUUUAAUGAAUGUUCGUCUGUGUGCUUCGCGUCUUGCUAUAUUAUUUGUUAUAAUCAGGGUUAUAUAGAUUAAAUAUUCCAUGCUGAAUAAAGGUGUGAAAGUAAAUGUCUAAACAAGACUGUUAUGUCCUGAAGACAGUUUUUAUUUUUAUUUUUUUAUUUUUUUGUAAUCUUUAGAGAAACACUUUUUCUAGCAUUAUGAUAAAAAAUUGGACAAGAUGGAAGACAAUAUACAAAAAAAGAUCAAAAUCUGAGCCAGGGUAUUCCAGACCUUUAAAUUAGAAAUCUGUGGUCGAGAAACUCUUUGAAAGGACACAAAGGGAUUAUAAUGAGUUUGUUUGGCAAAAGAAUAUCAGUAUUAGGAUUUAAUAUUAUACCUUGAAAGGAGAAACAGAGAUUUAGCUCCACUUUGUAAACCCAUUAACACACACUGCAGGGAUUCUAUUGCAGCUCUCUUUAUCCUCCAGAAAGAAACAUAGUAUAAUGAGAGAAAUGAUGUCUCGUAAGGUGUUCAAACUUCGUCCGAAAAAAAAAAAAAAUGAAAUCAUGUUUUUAUUACACUGGGUUUAAAAAUAUAAAAAUGGCCAGUGUCCUCUAUCCCAAUAUUUCAGGUGUCUAAAUAUGCAUUUGUGUGGUUGCUAUUAAUGUUAAAUGAUAUCUAUUUUUUAAGAAUGAGGUAUUCUUCUUAAUGAAAAUUGUUUGUGGUUUUUAAGAACGGGAAAUGAAAUCCAAUACAGUACAAACACUCUUUUACUCUCACUAUUUCAAAGUAUAGAUAAAUGAUUUGAUUAUUUUUUUUCCCUCCGGGCUCAACUGGAGUCUUCACUUAGUCAACCGACCUAAUUUUAGUAUUAACACGCAUCAUCCUAUUUAUCUUAACCUAGUCUUUAACAAAGGCUGUGUCUGUGUAGCAAUGUUAGUAAGUUUUCUGAGUGCUUUGAAUAAAUUAUAUUUUGCACAAUGGCUCUGUCUGUAUUCAGUAAUGAACACUCACUGCCACAUGUCCGCACUUGUUUAUAUCCGUGUUCUGUGUUCGUAGAUUUUAAGGAAAUUGAACUUCAUGCUUGUACGUAAACCACAAUACCAUUUGUUUAUAGGAGGGUUGUCCAUUUAUUUGACAAAGUUGGUUGGUUUUCUUUUGUUGUUUUUGGCGUUAAUAUUUAAUGUUCUUCUAGUAAAUAACUUUGUCAGUGAUUCCAAAAGGGAUUACCAGAAUCGAAUAAUAGAGUAUACCUACUGGGCCACCAUCAAAACUCAUUUUAUUUAUUUAUUUUUAAUUAUGUUUCUCUCUGUCAAGCUACAGAAGGGCUAAAAAGGAACACUAGUGUUAGUGAUACAAACCUGUCACUAGUUAAAAAUAGGUCCUCUCCCUGUUUGCAAUUCAAAAAAUAAAGUUUUACUUACCUUUUUACAAUGCCGCAGCUCGCUUGGUGCUGCUCACCUCUCGCAAUGUCACAGUGGAGAUGUGGCCUCCUCGGCUGAUGUCCAAUCCAAUUUUCAUUGAGGAGCAUUGGGGUCCUAACUCAUAUGCGCAGCGAGCAUGCCUUCAAACAUACCCAUAACAAAGGUUUGAAUCAAUGCUUUUCUAUUGGGGUUUCUGCGUCACAUGACCUUGUUUUACUCUGUCAUACUGAAAGCCACUAGAGGUGUACUUAAUUCUGCAAUAUAACCAUUGCAAUGUUGAACACUACAGGGUUAAAAUGGCAUUGAGAUGAAGUGGUCUGGCUGGCUAUAGUGUCCCUUCAAUGACACACCUCUGCCAGACAUAUAUUUAGUCUCUUGUCAGACUUGUUCCUCUCCUUGCACCCAUACCAUCCUUAUUAUAGUAAUAGUAUGUAGCUUUAAAUCCACGAUGUUAUACAAAAUCAUUUUUUUUGUGCAGUUUUUUUUUCUUUUAUCAUUAACCAUUUAUUGUCUUAACAUUGUAUUUAUAGUGGGUAAAAACAACAUCUGACAAAGACCUGUACAUCGAUAACACGUCAGUUGAAGAGUCAUCGGGAGCGUAUCCAAUUGAUGACGAUGAUUACUCUUCUGGAUCUGGCUCUGGUAAAAAGCUAAUUUUCUUUUCUUUCUUUCUUUCUUGAUAGAUAAACUCUUGGACUUAAAAUAUUAUUGUGUUAAAAUAAGUUCAUGGUAUAUUUAUUUUAUUAUCUGAUCUGAUUUUUAAAAAAGAAAAUUAUAAUGCAAGGAUUUGUACUUUAGCUUAUUUAUUGAUGGCAUACUGUCAGUUUCAAGACUUGAAUAAUGAGAAAGUAGGUUUGGGCACACCCAGUAGUUUCUUCAGCAGGUAGACUUUAUUGUGGAGUACAAACAUUUAGACAGAAUUUCGGCUCCCCUGAGCCUUUGUCAAGGCUCUACUGGGUGUGCCCAAACCUACUUUUUUGUUCCACUGGAUUUGUCUGGGCUGGAGCCCUCGCUGUUUUGGAGCACCCUAGUGGGAGUACUCCCAGAAAAACUGUGUGUGCAAUGUCAUCUGAAAAUUCUACAAGACUUGAAGAAUGAGGUCAGGCUCUUCUGUAAGUGGGGACAGAAAAGUAGUUGAGGCCAUCACUUGCCUGGCAGAUGUGUAAGCUUGAAGUAAGGAGAUAAUACUAUUUAAUGGAAACAAAACAAUUUGCAAUUUUCCAUGCACCUGUCUACUCCCCAGUGUGUCCACAUCACAACUCUAGCUGAACCUGGACUAAUAGCUGGGACCAGAUAACUUAAAGGGACACUAUAGUCACCAAAACAACUUCAGCUUCAUGAAGCAGUAUUUGUGUAUAGAUCAUGCUCCUGCACUCUCACUGCUUAAUACUUUGGAGUUAAAUCACAUGGUUUAUACAGUUCUAGGCACACCUCCUUGCAUGUGAUUUGCACAGCCUUCCUAAACACUUCCUGUAAAGAGUCAUCUAAUGUUUAAACUUCCUUUAUUGUAAAUUCUGUUUAAUAUAGAAAUAUAGAAUAGAAUUAGAAUUUAUUUUCUCAUGCUCUGAUAAUAGCUUGCUAGACCCUGCAGGAGCUUCCUGUGUGUAAUUAAAGUUCAAUUUACAGAGCAGGAGAUAAAAACUUUGAAAGUAGGUAAACGUGAUUCAAAAUGAAAUUAUAUUUUUUCAUGUUGGCUGAGUGGCUAUGGGUGUGUGGAAAGAUGAGCUGUUGCUAUGGCUGCAUCAACAGAAACAAAAGUUAUUUAACUCCUAAGUGGCAGUGAAUUGAGAAGUGACACUUCAGAGGCAUAAUCUAUACAUAGAAACUGUUUAAUUAAGCUAAAGUUGUUUUGGUGACUACAGUGUCCCUUAAAUGCUGCAUCUGUUCCAUUGCACCUCCCAGUUCAUUAGCCCUUAGCCUGCCCUUUGCUCUUUUGACAGCAAUCAUUGAUGGUGCCAGCUGACACCUGAGUAUAGGUAUCUGUUUCUAUUAGACUACCAAACCUACACGUGGAGCCUGUACAUAUCUUCCUGUCUCUGUCACUCUUCAUAUUCCUGUUUGUUAAGAGUUGCAUUAAACAGCAGUUGCAGUGUCAGGGAAUAAAAUAUCUCUGGCACUCAAGGUACUCUGCCACAUAGGAAGUAAUACUGUGUGUGUGUGUAUAUUUUUGAAGAAAUGCAUUUGCGUAUAUGUGUAUACUGCUAUUCUUGGUGAGGCUAAUGAUUUGCUGUACAGUACUCCUCCUUCCCCACCAAACAACAUCAUGGAAAUGUGUGGCACAGUCCACAACUCUACAUUGGAAUUGAAAAGGAAUGUUUUACUUUUUAUCCAUUAUUUGACUUCAUAAAAGAAAAAUAUUGACCAAUUUUUGUGCUCAACAGGUGAUGUAGAAACAGAUGACGUGGACGAUAUUGUGGUGUCAACACCUCAACCGGUGCCAGAAAGUCCACCAACUAGUGAUGCUCCAGAAGAUGAGCUUACUACACCAAAAAUACAAACAAAAUUACCAGAAGAAACAGAGGUAUGUAUAUAAUGCAUUAAUACAAGUUCUUUCUCAAGUGAAACUUCUAAGUCCUUUCUCAAAGUCUUAAGAAAGGACCGGGUAAGGUCCGAAACAUUCGCAUGUCUGUUUGUGUUAAUAUAGAAUAAACAUUUAUUUUUUUCCUUUUCAAAACAUGACCCAUCAGUUCCCAUAAUACUUUGUUGUAAUGGAAUAUCUGUUGCCUAUUUUGGAGCACCCGGGAAUGAAACAUUGAGCAUAUAUUUUUAUAAAUAAUCCGAGCUUACAUUUUCAUGUUUUACCCCACUAGCCAGGCUUUAAAAGUUACUCAGCAAAAACCCUUACCAAAAUGUUCCCAAAAAAAGAAGCUUAAAAUAACACCUAAAAGGAAAAAAAAAGUAAUUUUGGUGCUUGAAAAGUAGGUGAACAUGUGAUUCAAAAUUAAACCAUAUUUUUUCAUGUUGGCUGUGUGGCUAUGGGUGUGUGGCAAGGGGAGCUGUUGCCAUGGCUGCAUCAACAGAAACAAAAGUUAUUUAACUCCUAAAUGGCAGUGAAUUGAGACGUGACACUUCAGAGGCAUACUCUAUACACCGAAACUGUUCAAUUAAGCUAAAGUUGUUUUGGUGACUACAGUGUCCCUUAAAUGCUGCAUCUGUUCCAUUGUACCUCCCAAUUCACUAGACCUCAGCCUGCCCUUUACUCUUUUGACAGCAAUCAUUGAUGGUGCCAGCUAGUAUGUCACGUAGGAGAAAACGCAACUGCACAUGCAUGCAUCGGGAAAAAGUCAUGAUGCUCUUGUCUGGUCUACAUCUGCGCGGUUGCUCAACGUGAACGCCAGCAACAUGCAGGCCAUGCAGCCCAGGGACACUCAGAGUAGACAAAAAGCGCGGCGUAAGUGCCACAAAUCUCCACAGAAACCCCAGGACCAGCAGAGAAAUAGUAAAUACUAUUUAAUAGUAAAACUAAUGCAAAGGAGUAAAAGAAAUCAAAGAAAAGAUGGAAAAGAAAAAUAUUUUAAAAAACAUAUGCUGCAGGAGAAUGUCUACAAAGAGAAAAUUUAGUAGGAUCAACCAGAUAAUGGGACGAAUGAGAUAUACAUUAAAAAAAGAAAAAGAAAUGUAAAAAAAAAUGCACAAGUUAUGCCCAGAAAAAAAAUCAAGUCUGUCGUAGCGGGAUUGGACAGGAAAAAAAAAACUGUGAAGGUGGGAUAGGUAGGAGGGAAUAUUUAUACAUUUUCAUUCGUAUUUUUUUUUUGCAGGAACCUGAAGGAUCAGUGAAGCAGAAAGUAGACACUGAACUGACACAAGUUAAAUCUGAAAUUGAUGUGCGCACAGAAAAACACACAGAAAACCUUUUCCACAGAACAGAAGUACUUGCAGGUGAAUUAGCUGCAUAUUUAUAUCUAAAUUUUGCCAUCAGUGUAGUUUGAUUUGAUUUUGCUCCCCACCCUUUGAUCAUAAUAAUUAUUAUUAAAUAUUUACUAAAUAAUAUCGUAAUUCUUAAAGUACUAUGUUUUUACUAUCUCUUGGGUAUUUUAAUACAUUAUAUUUUUUAAAAACACAUUUAUUUAUUACCUACAUUUAUCCGUACAAAAAUAUAGAUCCGUAUAAAACUUGGCUAGAUAAAGAUGGACUAAAACACUGUUAUUGCAAACUCUGUCUGUAAAUUGCUUUAUGGCUUCUGUGAUAAAUCUUCUUCAUGGGUAAAGCACUGGGGGGAAAAAAACACUUCAUACCUUUAGUGAUGUACAAGUUCUCCAAACUUCUUAUUUCUCAAAUUUAAACUUACACAUAAGCUGGAGUAUUUUUUUUUUUUUUUUUAAAUAAUCAUCGUAUGGCUUUUUAAACUGGAAAAUAAUAAAGUUUGGAUAUUUUGUACAUCUCUCCAUCUAUGACACGUAUUUGCAAUGUUUGGUUAAUUGAUUUAUCCCUCAAGCUAUGAUAUUGCCAUAAUAUUGGAGGAUAGAUUUAUAGACAGAGUGUGGAGUAAUGUUGCUUUAAUCAACCAUAAUACACAGUUAUGUCGGGUUUAUUCAGCCUUAUUUUACACAGGCCUAUAUUUCUAUACAAUUGUUUGUUCAGUUAUCUGCCGGAGAGCUUAGAAAAUAUUUAUGUUUUGAUUUAUGAAUAUGUGGUUGCUGUUGAAGUUUCACUACAUUCAUUUAUUUCGAUUUAUUUCCUGAAGAGUUGUGACCAGUUGAUUUAAGGAUAAGUAAUAUUUUCUUUAAAAUUAGACGUUUUAAAUCUCCCCUCAACCAUGCAAUUUUGGCCUAUUUAUUUCAUGGUCUGCCUUAGUCAAGGCUGUUGUCAUUGACCCUCCUACAAACCUGAUCUCUGUUUCUGUGAGUGAUGCAUGUGGAGGAAGGUUGAGUGUGCCUGUGUGUCCUGGUUUAAAAUUGUAUGUGUGAUGGCUGAAUUGUGCAUAGUGGAAUAUGAGAUGUGUAUGGUUGUGUAUGCACUCUCCCCCUCCCCCCCCCCUGUCCACCCUGUGUACCGUUCCUGGAAGUCCAGUGGCAUGUGAGCUAGAUCUCUGGUGGACCAGUAGGUGUGCUUUGCGAUUUACAGCAAUAUCAGUUCAGAUCUUGGUUCCGGCACUCUGAGUAACCAAAAAGUGCCUGGGCACUGUGAGGGUGUCCUAUAAGUGGUCUGUACAUUGGUACAAACCACAGUGCUCUCUCUCUGUGAAGUGAGGAAGCUGAUGGCCUUGCAGGGAGAUCUUUUGAUCUCCCUGCUGGCUUGACAAGGGCUCACUCGGAGCCGGACCUCUAGGCCCUGACAGGGGCCCAACAGGCCGUGGUUGCCCAACUGGUUACCCGGCUCUGGUCAUUGAGAAUCCCCAGAUAGAAGGGAAGUAAUCAUAACACUGAUUACAUUUAGCUCUAUAGCUCCAUCUAUCUGUAAGAAGUAUCUGCACAAAUGACCUUAAUUGUGUAACUUAGAUAUCCUAAACCAAUCCCUUAACAUCAAAGGCCAAUUCACAGAUUUUGUAGUGUAUUUGUAACUUUGACUAACAAAUAACCUUUGUGUUCUAUUGUUUAUACAGCGGUUAUUGCUGGUGGUGGCAUUGGAUUCCUGUUUGCCGUUUUCCUAAUUCUCCUGUUAGUCUAUCGCAUGAGAAAGAAGGAUGAAGGCAGCUAUGACCUCGGAGAACGAAAGCCUUCAAGUGCAGUCUACCAAAAGGCACCUACUAAAGAGUUUUAUGCAUAAAACUCCUAAUUUUAGUGUCUCUUUUUAUGAGAUCACUGAACUUUCUUUUAAACAAAGCUUUUGCAUAGAUUAAUGAAGAUUUUUUUUUUUUCUCAUUGAAAAGCCUUCACGGCAAUUUUAUGAUUUAAAAAAAAAAAAAAAAAUCCCAUUGUAUUUAAAAACUUUUCAUGUAUUCCUUAAGAAAAAAAAUACAAAAACAAAAAUUGAAGUAAAAUCAGAUCUUAACAUUUGCAUUGUUAAGUGAAUAACAGUGGCAGAGUAUUAUUUUAUAAGACCAUUGAUAUUCAUUAAAACGUCGGAAAACCUUUGAUGCAUAAACACAAAUUUUUAAAAAUGGAAAUGAUUGUUUCAAGCUUCGGGUCUAUGAUAGGUUGUUUAAUAUUUUUAGCAUGUCUCAGAUCUUUCAAAAUUUUAGUUUUUAUUUCAUUAAUUUAUCAUUUUCCAAACAAAUGCCUUUUGUAGUUGUCAUGGUGCAAUUGUCAUAGGGUAAUUCAGAUAUACAAUAUAUUAGUGUAAAUGUAUUUUUUUUUCUAUGUAAACUUUUACUUCCAAAAUAUGUAUAAAUAUGUGUCAUGAUAUCCAUUUUACAUUGCUCUGUUGUGUGUUUUUUUUUUCCUUUUUUUCCUUCCGUAUAUUUUUUUUUCUGUUUUUUUUGUUUUUGUUUUGUAUUUUAAUGUAUUUUCUGAUAGGUUUUAACAUGGCAAUUGUUUAAACCUUGGAAAAUGUCUACAAACGUUAGAGUAAGCUACUAUUUCUCUAAAGGUGCAUUCUCUCUUACUGUAAGAAAGACCAUCAGUUUGGUACACUGCUGUGUUUUUUUUGUUUUUCUUGUGAAAGAUAUAUUUUUCUUUUCUCUCCUUCUCUGUAAGUCAUCUACCUUGUCCACAUCGUUGGACACUAGUAUAUGGAAGGCCCCAGUUUUACUUGCAAAGAUAGAUUACAGAAAGAAAUUAGAACUUCAGAUAGUGAAGGAUUUGAUCAGAUCACUGAAAUUUCUGAACUCCUUAUGUACGCUUUAAUUUUUAUUUUAUUUUUGUUCUGUUAUUAAACGCAAGACCAGGUUAAAUGGAAUCUAUCUUGUUUGACUUUUUGAACCCGUGUAGUCCAACAUUAUUUGUUUUUGCAGUGUUUUUGAAUCAUUCUGCUCUGUAUUACAGGUUUGGAAAUCCUUCCCAAACAGGUAAUUUUCUGGGCAUCUAAAUCUAGAACAUUAAAUCAGGAUCUUACCAAAUUGUUAAUCAGUAAAUCCAAAAUGCCUAAACCCGAUUGAUCUGUUGACAUUAAAAAUAAUAAUAAUAAAAAACAAAAACAAAUUCCACUUAAUGCAAAAUGUAGAAUUUAAAUUUAUUCUGUUUUGCCGAAGACUUUUUUUUAAGGUACACAAUCUUCAAAUUAUUUGUAUGUAGAUAGAUUCCAUUUAAUAGAGUUGACAGGGUAAAAAAUAUCACAGAAUCUUAAGGAAUCAGGGUUCGUGUGUUUUCUGAUUUAGGCUCUAACUUGUUUGGUUUUAUUGUAAAUGUAUAAACCAAUUGCCUAUGACAUUCAUUUAGUCGUAGGAGCGGAUGCACCUUUACCACCAUAGCUACUGCAGAGGGUCAGUACAGUACUGCGCAUAAUGGCAAGCAGAUGCUGAUGGCUGCAAAUGUUACUGCAGAUGUUCUACUGCAGGUUGGGUAAGUUGCAAAUCUUCAAGCCUUAGCAACUCCAGUUUCAGGCUAAUUGCGGCCCAACUAGAGCUGAAGGGUGACAGGUUGCCUGUCGAUUUUUUUGGGUAGAGUACUACAUGCAUGGAGCCAAAAUCCAAAGACUAUAUAGCAGUAUUCUGACAAAGUUGCCAGGCCACUGUAUUUAACUCCGUUACAUUUUAAAGGUACGAAUAGGAGUUUCAAGAGCAAUUUUGUCAUUUUUUUUUUCAACAUGCAUUUAAGUUGUAAAAGUCUUUUUAAGCCUUUGAAGUGCCUAUGAUUCCAUGUAAAUUGUUACAGACUAUGUUACGAAGUGUAUGAUCUAUGUUACGAAGUGUAUGAUCGUAAACAAAGAUGUUGGUAUUUUAUAAGCACAGAAAAAAAAAAUCUAAUGGUAAUUUUGUAGUCUUACAUCAAUAGACCUAUAAUGUAAUUUGGGAGCAUAAACACUACUGAAUAAAAUCAUGUGGCCUAAUAAUGGCUAUUUCUGUG
Messenger RNA from Pelobates cultripes (western spadefoot toad), 71738 nucleotides. Lineage: Eukaryota; Metazoa; Chordata; Amphibia; Anura; Pelobatidae. The record is from the annotation of a GenBank genome assembly.